Molecule: messenger RNA, 57742 nt
Organism: Coregonus sp. 'balchen'
Lineage: Eukaryota; Metazoa; Chordata; Actinopteri; Salmoniformes; Salmonidae
Source: the annotation of a GenBank genome assembly
AUGAUUGCGUUGGUCAGGCCCGGUCCUAGCAGGUCUGCUGCCGCCCCUGUGUCCAUGUAUAGUAUAAUGAUUUGGAAUGGAUUGAUAGACUAGAGCAGAGUAAUGAUGUGUAUCAUGUGCAAUUGGUGCGUUUCAGUUGAGCUUAUUCAGGAACACUUGGAAACGGCCUUGUUUCACAGGAGCAUUGUAAAAUAAUUUUUGUCUCAAUGAACCAGCCUCAACGAAUUUCGUUUAUUUACAGAUCGAAUUUGAUUGUCCAACAUGAGUUUUAUAAUUUCUUCAUUGUGUGGCCGCUUAGGAUGUCCUCUUUCCACUACCGUGGUGCUGGGUCACAGUGGGAAUGGGGCGGGCCGGCAUGGUCACGGCUAGAAGGGAUCCAGCUUUUGUCAAAUUAACAUCAAAAGUAGGAUAUUUUUAGCACUUAUAGCUAACCCUAACCUCCCCCUUCACCUAACUUUAACCUAAUUCUCCUAACCUGCUACGUUAAUUCUCCUAACCUAUCAAAAGGAAAAUCUGACAUUCAUUUUACAAAAGCUGUAUCCCUUCUAGCCAUGGCCAGCCCUGGUGUUCCUAGACAGCCAUGUUGUGUUAUUGAUUAGGCAUAAUUAAAAUGUUCAUGCCUAGGCUAAAUUAGAUUAGAGAGAUUGUAUUUGAAAACAGCUGUAUUUUGUUAUUUAUUAAUUUAAAAUGUUCAUCCAAAUAGCCUUUAGGACAGGUCGUUCGCUAAUUAUAAACUCAGCAAAAAAAGAAACGCCCCUUUUUCAGGACCCUGUCUUUCAAAGAUAAUUCAUAAAAAUCCAUAUUUCUUCACAGAUCUUCAUUGUAAAGGGUUUAAACACUGUUUCCCCAUGCUUGUUCAAUGAACCAUAAACAAUUAAUGAACAUGCACCUGUGGAACGGUCGUUAAGACACUAACAGUUUACAGACGGUAGGCAAUUAAGGUCACAGUUAUGAAAACUUAGGACACUAAAGAGGCCUUUCUACUGACUCUGAAAAACACCAAAAGAAAGAUGCCCAGGGUCCCUGCUCAUCUGCGUGAACGUGCCUUAGGCAUGCUGCAAGGAGGCAUGAGGACUGCAGAUGUGGCCAGGGCAAUAAAUUGCAAUGUCCGUACUGUGAGACGCCUAAGACAGCGCUAUAGGGAGACAGGACAGACAGCUGAUCGUCCUCGCAGUGGCAGACCACGUGUAACAACACCUGCACAUGAUCGGUACAUCCGAACAUCACACCUGCGGGACAGGUACAGGAUGGCAACAACAACUGCCCGAGUUGCACCAGGAACGCACAAUCCCUCCAUCAGUGUUUAGACUGUCCGCAAUAGGCUGAGAGAGGCUGGACUGAGGGCUUGUAGGCCUGUUGUAAGGCAGGUCCUCACCAGACAUCACCGGCAACAAUGUCGCCUAUGGGCACAAACCCACCGUCGCUGGAUCAGACAGGACUGGCAAAAAGUGCUCUUCACUGACGAGUCGCGGUUUUGUCUCACCAGGGGUGAUGGUCGGAUUCGCAUUUAUCGUCGAAGGAAUGAGCGUUACACCGAGGCCUGUACUCUGGAGCGGGAUCGAUUUGGAGGUGGAGGGUCCAUCAUGGUCUGGGGCGGUGUGUUCACAGCAUCAUCGGAUUGAGCUUGUUGUCAUUGCAGGCAAUCUCAACGCUGUGUGUUACAGGGAAGACAUCCUCCUCCCUUCCUGCAGGCUCAUCCUGACGUGACCCUCCAGCAUGACAAUGCCACCAGCCAUACUGCUCAUUCUGUGCUUGAUUUCCUGCAAGACAGGAAUGUCAGUGUUCUGCUAUGGCCAGCGAAGAGUCCGGAUCUCAAUCCCAUUGAGCACGUCUGUGACCUGUUGGAUCGAAGGGUGAGGGCUAGGGCCAUUCCCCCCAGAAAUGUCCGGGAACUUGCAGGUGCCUUGGUGGAAGAGUGGGGUAACAUCUCACAGCAAGAACUGGCAAAUCUGGUGCAGUCCAUGAGGAGGAGAUGCACUGCAGUACUUAAUGCAGCUGGUGGCCACACCAGAUACUGACUGUAACCCCCUUUGUUCAGGGACACAUUAUUCCAUUUCUGUUAGUCACAUGUCUGUGGAACUUGUUCAGUUUGUCUCAGUUGUUGAAUCUUGUUAUGUUCGUACAAAUAUUUAAGUAUGUUAUGUUUGCUGAAAAUAAACGCAGUUGACAGUGAGAGGACGUUUCUUUUUUUUUGCUGAGUUUAUAAACAAAUAUAAUAUUUUGAAGUGUUUUAUUAUUGUGUAGGAGACUUGUUCUUCUAGGCCAAAUUUUAAAUUUUAAAUUUUUAAAUGAUAUUCAUUUGUGAUUUAUAGCAGGGAUGAAGACGUAACGGACUAUGUUUUGCUUUUCAAUAAAACCUGUCAUGUUGGUAUAAGAACAUCGUUCUACUUUAUGUUAUUACAACUUUACAGGCUCAUUUCUAUUGUGUUAAAAUUUAAUUACAAUCAUCUAAAUGUGAUUUUGAGCACCGAGGGUGGACGCCCUAAUGCGUUACACUCCCAAUGCAUAUGGAUGUCCGGUAAAUUUCUCAAAUAUCUGGUAAAUUUAAAAUCUUGCAGGUCGUGUUGUCCUAACGGAAACCUUGGUGUGUGUGAGCACUGAGUGCCCCUGCAGUCAUCACUCUGCUGAAGGAACAGCCUAGCAGGCAGAAGGGUGCGGGAGCAGUGGAGAGGUGUUGAUGAUCUUUCUGUCAGACCUGCGGUGUCGGUGUUGCUGCUGGCUGACAGGGCUCAGCAGACCUGUACUGCACUGCUGGCUCCUCUGGGCAAAAGUUGCCUGUAGACAAAAAGUACUUCCCAAAUGGCACCCUAUUCCGUAGGGCGUUGGUCAACAGUAGUGCACUAAAUAAUGGGGAUGCUGCCUGUGACACCAAUAGGAUCAGCUUACUCUCCCCAAAUUCCCCUUUGGUUUAGGACACCUUUGUCUUUAACCUGACGUUAAUUGACCCUCUUUAAAUGUCUCUCUCUCUCUCUCUCUCUCUCUCUCUCUCUCUCUCUCUCUCUCUCUCUCUUCUCUCUCUCUCUCUCCUCUCUCUCUCUCCUCUCUCUCUCUCUCUCUCUCUUUAGUAACUGAUGUGGAGUUGAAGCGGCUGAAGGAUGCCUUUAAGAGGACCAGCGGCCUGUCCUACUACAUGGCCCAACAGUGCUUCUACAGAGAGGUACUGGGAGAUGGGGUCCCUCCGAAGGUUGCAGAGGUAAGUCCCCUGGGACCCACAACACACACCUUAGAGGGGAAUGAUGGAAACCAGAAGUGCUGUCUGUGGACUUGGAGGCCCAGAUUUGAGUCCACCUGUAAUAAGGGUUACUACACUAUGAAACCAGGAGUCUAGGGGUAUCUGUCCCAAAUGGCACCCUAUUCCCUAUAUAGUGCACUACUUUUGGCCAGGACCUGGGUAGUACACUAAAUAGGGAAUAUUUUGCCAUUUGGGACACACCUAGUUUGUUUUCCUUGUCCCAGUACUCCUUGAAACCAGGACUAACAACCAAUGACAAUCCUCAAUUCCACUGUGUGUUUGUCUUCAGUUCAUUCAGUCCUAGUGUUGUUAAACACAGUGUUGAUACUCUUCCAUUAAAGCUCUGGCGCCCUGCUUCUUCCCAGCUAGCGCUUUACUCCCCUCCGUUGCCAUGGCAGCCGGGCGACAGUUAGCCCUGGCGAAGACGGCACAGGUUAGAUGUAACGUGAGGUUUUCCUAACGGCGAACAAACAAACACGAUCGAAGAGUUGAAUGGAGACGCACCUCAAUUUGUCAGCCCAGACAGGAAUAUAUCGGAGAUGCUACGUCCGAAUUUACACCCAAUUCCCUGGUCAAAAUAAGGUCAUUUCAGACGCAACCUGAGAGGGAUGAUAGGAAAUGACUCUCACUCUCACCUCCACACCCCUACAGUCCAGAUGAAUCCUCUCACCUCCACACCCCUACAGGCCAGAUGAAUCCUCUCCCCUCCACACCCCUACAGUCCAGAUGAAUCCUCUCACCUCCACACCCCUACAGUCCAGAUGAAUCCAUCCCCAGAUUUGAAUAUUUAUAGGGUUUUUGUAGGACCUUUUUAACGGAUAGAAAAAACAUGAGAGAAGGCAGACCUAGGCCUAAAGAAUGAGCUCAUUAGAACUACAGAGAUGGAGCAUAUCUCUUAGACGUGGGCUUCAAAAUGUCCCCCUGUUUUCCUUUACAAGCAUCUGCAUGACGUUACAUUGGCAUGAGAUGACAUAACAUUGGAUUGACAUUUAGAUGACAUUGGGUCCUAAAAUCCAUUCCUUGAGGCUACUUCAACCCAGAGCAGUAAUGCUUUCAGCCUAUUGAGAUUGACCCUCAGUCAUUGAGUGCAUCCCAAAUGGCACCGUAUUCCCUAUAUAGUGUGCUACUUUUGACCAGUAGUGCACUAGAUAGGGAAUAGGGUGCCAUUUGGGAUGCAACCCAUUGUAGCUGUGUUCUUAGUGCGACCACAGCGAACUCAUUUAUAUUCAGUUCCGUGUUUAAACAGUAGCUAGCUGGUUUAAUGUUUUUCCCCAGUUGUUCAACAUUUCUAGUUCCACUUUCACAUCAGAGGCUAUCUUCCUGCUCUGGUCUCUGUUGACCCAUACUGUCAAAUGCCUAUUCCCAAUCUCACACACACACACACACACACACACACACACACACACACACACACACACACACACACACACACACACACAGAUGCUACCUGACUGACUUUAUCAGUGACUAAACACAAAUUCUGUGUGUGUGUUUUGUACUGUGUGUCAGUCAGUGACUGAGUCAUUCUGCGGUGGACAUUUGUUUGAGGAAGUGAAAAAAAUGCUUGGCCUGUGUUCACAAUAGUGAAAACCCAACCCUUAGGGCUUGGAAGUGGCAUUCCAUUGGAACAGUCUUGGCGAUUAUUCAAUCAAAGACAUUUCGACAUACUCAGCAACAGGAAAUCAAAGUUAAAAGUGCAAUAUGCAGAAAUCGCUCCGCCAUUUCCUGGUUGCAAAAAUUUGAAUAGUGCGCCUAAUUUCAGUUUGUGACAAAACAAGCAAUGUAUAGUCUAGAUAAUCACAGCGGUACCAUCUAAACCGCUGUGGGGGGAAAAAAACAAGUUACGUAUUGCAGCUUUAAAAGUCUAAAAAUAAAACUCGGUAAUUCCAACAUGCUCUCCAGCUAGCCCAGGAAACCUGGGGAUUGAUUUGGAUUGAAAACAGAUAGCCCAGGAAACCUGGGGAUUGAUUUAGAUUGAAAACAGAUAGCCCAGGAAACCUGGGGAUUGAUUUGGAUUUAAAACAGAUAGCCCAGGAAACCUGGGGAUUGAUUUAGAUUGAAAACAGAUAGCCCAGGAAACCUGGGGAUUGAUUUAGAUUGAAAACAGAUAGCCCAGGAAACCUGGGGAUUGAUUUAGAUUGAAAACAACUAGCCCAGGAAACCUGGGGAUUGACUUGGAUUGAAAACAGAUAGCCCAGGAAACCUGGGGAUUGAUUUAGAUUGAAAACAGAUAGCCCAGGAAACCUGGGGAUUGAUUUAGAUUGAAAACAGAUAGCCCAGGAAACCUGGGGAUUGAUUUAGAUUGAAAACAGAUAGCCCAGGAAACCUGGGGAUUGACUUGGAUUGAAAAGGGCUCUUGGUCUCUCCUGCUUGAUUCUUAACCAAUAGGCUAGCAGAAGGUUGUGCUGGCAGCUUUACUAUAGGAGGACAUUAAAACUUCACGUCUUACAUUUUUAGUCAUUUAGCAGACACUCUUAUCCAGAGCGACUUACAGGAGCAAUUAGGGUUAAGUGCCUUGCUCAAGGGCAUAUCGACACAUUUUUCACCUAGUCGGCUCAGGGAUUAGAACCAGCGACCUUUCGGUGCAUUCCCUUUUUAUAGUGCACUAAUUUUGACCAGGAUCCAUGGGAAAUAGGGUGCCAUUUGGGACACAGAUAUAUAUAGUGUUCGAACAGGCAGGAAGACAGACAUUUAUAUUAGAUAAUUUUUUUUAGCCAGCGAGUCCGCAGCAAGUCAGAUUCACUCUGGGAUUAAAAGUGUCUCAGCUGUCCGAUGGUAGUAGACGGAGAGAUUCGAUGCAGGAACUGCUAUUAUGCUGAGUGGAGCUGCAGCACCGUCCGUCACUAGUUUUAUUUUUAGAUGUUUGCUUCCCGCAACAGCGUGUGAUUCAGAGAAAGUGGAACAUAUACAGUGAGGGGGGGAAAAGUAUUUGAUCCCCUGCUGAUUACGUUUGCCCAUUGACAAAUAAAUGAUCAGUCUAUCAUUUUAAUGGUUUAUUUGAACAGUGAGAGACAGAAUAACAACAACAAAAUCCAGAAAAACGCAUGCAAAAAAUGUUAUAAAUUGAUUUGCAUUUUAAUGAGGAAAAUAAGUAUUUGACCCGUCUGCAAAACAUGACUUAGUACUUUUACCUUAAUGUGCUUCUUCUUGAGCCACUCCUUUGUUGCCUUGGCCAUGUGUUUUGGGUCAUUGUCAUGCUGGAAUACCCAUCCACGACCCAUUUUCAAAACCCUGGCUGAGGGAAGGAGGUUCUCACCCAAGAUUUGACGGUACAUGGCCCCGUCCAUCGUCCCUUUGAUGUGGUGAAGUUGUCCUGUCCCCUUAGCAGAAAAACACCCCCAAAGCAUAAUGUUUCCACCUCAAUGUUUGAUGGUGGGGAUGGUGUUCUUGGGGUCAUAGGCAGCAUUCCUCCUCCUCCAAACACGGCGAGUUGAGUUGAUGCCAAAGAGCUCCAUUUUGGUCUCAUCUGACCACAACACUUUCACCCAAUUCUCCUCUGAAUCAUUCAGAUGUUCAUUGGCAAACUUCAGACGGGCCUGUAUAUGUGCUUUAUUGAGCAGGGGGACCUUGCGGGCGCUGCAGGAUUUCAGUCCUUCACGGCGUAGUGUGUUACCAAUUGUUUUCUUGGUGACUAUGGUCCCAGCUGCCUUGAGAACAUUGACAAGAUCCUCCCGUGUAGUUCUGGGCUGAUUCCUCACCGUUCUCAUGAUCAUUGCAACUCCAUGAGGUGAGAUCUUGCAUGGAGCCCCAGGCCGAGGGAGAUUGACAGUUCUUUUGUGUUUCUUCCAUUUGCGAAUAAUCACACCAACUGUUGUCACCUUCUCACCAAGCUGCUUGCCGAUGGUCUUGUAGCCCAUUCCAGCCUUGUGUAGGUCUACAAUCUUGUCCCUGACAUCCUUGGAGAGCUCUUUGGUCUUGGCCAUGGUGGAGAGUUUGGAAUUUGAUUGAUUGAUUGCUUCUGUGGACAGGUGUCUUUUAUAUAUGUAACAAGCUGAGAUUAGGAGAACUCCCUUAAAGAGUGUGCUCCUAAUCUCAGCUCGUUACCUGUAUAAAAGACACCUGGGAGCCAAAAAUCUUUCUGAUUGAGAGGGGGUCAAAUGCUUAUUUCCCUCAUUAAAAUGCAAAUCAAUUUAUAACAUUUUUGACAUGCGUUUUUCUGGAUUUUUGUUGUUGUUAUUCUGUCACUCACUGUUCAAAUAAACCUACCAUUAAAAUGAUAGACUGAUCAUUUCUUUGUCAAUGGGUAAACGUACAAAAUCAGCAGGGGAUCAAAUACUUUUUUCCCCUCACUGUACCUACCUGCUCAAAGGCUGUGUGUUGAAGGUUUAACUAAGGAGUGUAAUGGUGGUGUUUGGGCCCAUCAGGCAGCAGACUCCGGCCAGGGCUGUUCAUCUUGGGCCAGUGGCAAUAGGAGACCCCCAGGCUGUGUCCGUCACAAGGCCUGACAGCAGGGCCCAGCUACGGGCUACUCAUCACUGUGAUUAACACACAGGGAGGGAGUCAGGCCACACACACACACACACACACACACACACACACACACACACACACACACACACAGUGAAUACCCGGAGUCAAACUAUACACACACACACACACACACACACACACACACACACACACACACCACACACACACACACACACACACACACACACAGUGAAUACCCGGAGUCAAACUAUACACACACACACACACAGUGAAUACCCGGAGUCAAACUAUACACACACACACACACACACACACACACACACACACACACACACACACAUCAUCAGGAUCUCAUCAUACAUCGUUGUUGUUAUUAUUUGGCAUUUUUUCCCUGGAGUCUCUUUGUUCUGGUAAUCCAAAUGUUGUGAAUCCAUUCAUUAUUAAUACGGAGGACGCCUAUAUACCAUAUAUAUAUACUAUAUAUGUUUGUCCUGAGGGAUUGCCUCCAUGAGUCCAUAUAGGCGCUGUAUGAAUUGACCACGUGAGUCCAUAUAGGCGCUGUAUGAAUUGACCACGUGAGUCCAUGUAGGCGCUGUAUGAAUUGACCACGUGAGUCCAUGUAGGCGCUGUAUGAAUUGACCACGUGAGUCCAUGUAGGCGCUGUAUGAAUUGACCACGUGAGUCCAUGUAGGCGCUGUAUGAAUUGACCACGUGAGUCCAUGUAGACGCUGUAUUUGCUCUUUUCUUUCUGUCUCAAUCCAAAUUGCUAAUCAGUUUCUGUCAGCGCUUGUGCUGCUGUGUAAAACAGAAAGGCUGUAGUCAGCGUGAGUAGCUUGAUUUGAAAGGAUGUCUAUACAUUAGUCUUUAUGGCAGCGUUUCCAGAGGGUAAUGCAUUUAGGACUUCACUGUCAUGUUCAGGUGAAAUGUAUCCCAAGGAAAUAAUAUUCUCCUCUCCUCUCCUCUCCUCUCAUUAAGUGGUUCAGUUUGUCUUCUUGUCAGACGCAGAGUAGAGAAAACAACAGGGCGUGUUCAUAUUUAUUUUGGCCUUUCAAUAUUUGUGCACAUGACCUGAUUCCUAAGAAAGUAGAACAUUUGCAUCAUAAUAUUAGAUGUUAAUGUCCUCACAAAGUUCUGCUGAAAUAUGUUGUCAGGGCAUGGUUCAGGCUAAGCAAGCAGAGUAAAGCCUAUAUUAAAGCAUUAUGUCUAAAUAUACAGGCUUUGAAUAUGUCAAUUCUACUGCCAAUACUCGUGCAUAAAAAAAAAAUAUAUAUAUAUUCAAAGGAAUAAGAAAUAGUAAUUUAAAACAUCAAAUGAAUGUGACGGUGUUAAAGUGUUACGUUGAGGGUGCUUCUGUUUUGUACCGUGACACACUGUGACACUGUGACUGUCACCGGCUGGCUGUGAGGUCACAGAGACCAUCCCUGUCGGCUCUGACUGUGACACAGUUGCACAUUGAUGAAUGGGGGAUGACACUGGCUCCGGUGUAGCUGGGCUGCGCGUGCUAGAGCCGGCAACCGUGAUUCCCUAGCAGGUCUCUAGUUGUUUACUAUGAAGUAGUGUACAAGUGUAAGGGUAAUUCAAUAAGGAAUACCACUUUCCGUUCAGUUUCUCUCCCCUAGGUCUGAGUCCCAAAUGGCACUAUAUAUUCCCUAUGUAGUGCACUACUUUUGACCGUGGUCCAUAGGGCUCUGUAGGGCAGGGUUCCCCAACUAGCGGGUGAUUUUCUAUUUAUUUGGCCCACCCAAGUUUUCGGAGCAAAAAAAAAUAAAUUCAAAUAAUUUUAAUUGUUGGACGUAAGACUGUAAAAACACCAGAGAAUCAGCACCAAGUGAUUUUCAAUUUAGGAAAAUCUGUUCCAAAGUAUUCACACGCAUAAUAGAGAGAGACAGUGAUCGUACAAAACAUAAGGAACACCUUCCUAAUAUUGAGUUGCACCCCCCUUUUUGCCCUCAGAACAGCCUCAAUUCGUCAGGGCAUGGACUACAAGGUGUCGAAAGCGUUCCACAGGGAUGCUGGCCCAUGUUGACUCCAAUGCUUCCCACAGUUGUGUCAAGUUGGCUGGAAGUCCUUUGGGUGGUGGACCAUUCUUGAUACACAGGGGAAACUGUUGAGCGUGGAAAAACCCAGCAGUGUUGCAGUUCUUGACAUAAACCGGUGCGCCUGGCACCUACUACCAUACCCCGUUCAAAGGCACUUCAAUCUUUUGUCUUGCCCAUUCACCCUCUGAAUCGCACAAAUACACAAUCCACGUCUCAAUUGUCUCAAGGCUUAAAAAUCCUUCUUUAACCUGUCUCCUCCCCUUCAUCAACACUGAUUGGUCAAUUUGUCAUGGAAAGAGAAGGUGUUUCUAAUGUUUUGUAUAAGUGAUCGUAUACAAAUGUAAGCGUGUCUACAAAUAAUUAGUAAUUAUGUUCCAGCCCUCUGACCAUCCGCUCAAGGAAAAAUGGACCAGCGGCUGAAUCUAGUUGAUGAUACCUGAUGUAGGGGAUAGGGUGUUAAUUGGACCUGAACUCGGAUCUGUGUCUACUGGCAUAUUUAUAGCUACUGUGUGUGUGCACAGACAACAUGACCGAACGUAUGUGGACACCUGCUCGUCGAACAUCUCAUUCCAAAAAUCAUGGGCGUUAAUAUGGAGUUGGUACCCCCCCCCCCCCCCCCCCUUGCUGCUAUUUCAGCCUCCACUCUUCUGGGAAGGCUAGAUAUGUUACCACCAUCUUCCUUUUCUCUAGAUAUGUUACCACCAUCUUCCUAUUCUCUAGAUAUGUUACCACCAUCUUCCUAUUCUCUAGAUAUGUUACCACCAUCUUCCUAUUCUCUAGAUAUGUUACCACCAUCUUCCUUUUCUCUAGAUAUGUUACCACCAUCUUCCUAUUCUCUAGAUAUGUUACCACCAUCUUCCUUUUCUCUAGAUAUGUUACCACCAUCUUCCUAUUCUCUAGAUAUGUUACCACCAUCUUCCUUUUCUCUAGAUAUGUUACCACCAUCUUCCUUUUCUCUAGAUAUGUUACCACCAUCUUCCUAUUCUCUAGAUAUGUUACCACCAUCUUCCUAUUCUCUAGAUAUGUUACCACCAUCUUCCUAUUCUCUAGAUAUGUUACCACCAUCUUCCUAUUCUCUAGAUAUGUUACCACCAUCUUCCUAUUCUCUAGAUAUGUUACCACCAUCUUCCUAUUCUCUAGAUAUGUUACCACCAUCUUCCUAUUCUCUAGAUAUGUUACCACCAUCUUCCUUUUCUCUAGAUAUGUUACCACCAUCUUCCUAUUCUCUCUCUGUACUCUCCCUGCAGGUGAUCUACAACUCGUUUGGAGGCACCUCUAAAGGACUGCACUUUAACAACCUCAUCAUUGGCCUGGUGCUGCUGACCAGAGGACGAGAUGAGGAGAAGGCCAAGUGUAUGUUUUCUGUCUGUCUGUCUGUCUCUGUCUCUGUCUCUGUCUCUGUCUCUGUCUCUGUCUAUGUCUCUGUAUCUCUCUCUGUCUGUCUGUCUCUGUAUCUCUCUCUGUCUCUGUAUCUCUCUCUGUCUCUGUAUCUCUCUCUGUCUGUCUGUAUCUCUGUCUGUCUCUGUAUGUCUCUCUGUCUGUCUGUCUCUGUAUGUCUCUCUGUCUGUCUGUCUCUGUAUCUCUGUCUCUGUCUGUCUCUGUAUCUCUCUCUGUCUGUCUCUGUGUCUGUCUCUGUCUGUCUCUGUAUCUCUCUCUGUCUGUCUGUCUCUGUCUGUCUCUGUAUCUCUCUCUGUCUGUCUGUCUCUGUAUCUCUCUCUGUCUGUCUGUCUCUGUCUGUCUCUGUAUCUCUGUCUGUCUGUCUGUCUCUGUAUCUCUCUCUGUCUCUGUAUCUCUCUCUGUCUGUCUGUCUCUGUAUCUCUCUCUGUCUGUCUGUCUCUGUAUCUCUCUCUGUCUGUCUGUCUCUGUAUCUCUCUCUGUCUGUCUCUGUAUCUCUCUCUGUCUGUCUGUCUCUGUAUGUCUCUGUAUCUCUCUCUGUCUGUCUCUGUCUGUCUCUGUAUCUCUCUCUGUCUGUCUCUGUCUGUCUCUGUAUCUCUCUCUGUCUGUCUCUGUCUGUCUCUGUAUCUCUCUCUGUCUGUCUCUGUCUGUCUCUGUAUCUCUCUCUGUCUGUCUCUGUCUGUCUCUGUAUCUCUCUCUGUCUGUCUCUGUCUGUCUCUGUAUCUCUCUCUGUCUGUCUCUGUCUGUCUCUGUAUCUCUCUCUGUCUGUCUGUCUCUGUAUCUCUCUCUGUCUGUCUGUCUCUGUAUCUCUCUCUGUCUCUGUAUCUCUGUCUGUCUGUCUCUGUAUCUCUCUCUGUCUGUCUGUCUCUGUAUCUCUCUCUGUCUGUCUGUCUCUGUAUCUCUCUCUGUCUGUCUGUCUCUGUAUCUCUCUCUGUCUGUCUCUCUCUGUCUCUCUCUCUGUCUCUCUCUGUAUCUCUCUCUCUCUCUGUGUCUGUCUCAAUACAUUGUGUGAUGGAUGUGUCCAGGCUCUGUCGUAGCCGGCCGCGACCGGGAGACCCAUGGGGCGGCGCACAAUUGGCCCAGCGUCGUCCAGGGUAGGGGAGGGAAUGGCCAGCAGGGAUGUAGCUCAGUUGGUAGAGCAUGGCGUUUGCAACGCCAGGGUUGUGGGUUCGAUUCCCACGGGGGGCCAGUAUGAAAAAAAAACAAAAAAAUUAAUAAUGUAUGCACUCACUAACUGUAAGUCGCUCUGGAUAAGAGCGUCUGCUAAAUGACUAAAAUGUAAAUGUGUGUGAGGCAGCAGAGAGCUAAGCGCAUGAUGACUAGAACAGGGCUAUAGACUGCAGCUUCUAUUGAGUCUGCCUGCCACUGAUAAGACCAACUAAUUAACAGUGUGUGUCCCACCACAGACCUCUUCAGCCUGUUUGCCAGUGAGUCGGGCGGCUAUGCGGCGCGGGGCGACAUGGAGGCCGUGCUACGGGCAUUGGACGGGGAAGUCCCGCCCUCUAUAAGGAAGUGCUUCAGCGAGGUCAGUCACAGAUUGCUGUCCUGUCACCUGUCAAUCACCCAGAACGACACUUUGACUGACGCACAAAACACUCCUCUCCAGUCAUCACUCAGUCACAACGCACUCCUCUCCAGUCAUCACUCAGUCACAACACACUCCUCUCCAGUCAUCACUCAGUCACAACACACUCCUCUCCAGUCAUCACUCAGUCACAACGCACUCCUCUCCAGUCAUCACUCAGUCACAACACACUCCUCUCCAUCACUAACCCCCCCCCCCCCCCCCCAAAUUGUAAAGUGGUUAUCCCACUGGCUAUAGGGUGAACGCACCAAUUUGUGAGUCGCUCUGGCUAAGAGCGUCUGCUAAAUGACGUUAAUGUGCCCUUGAGCAAGGCACUUAACCCUAAUUGCUCCUGUAAGUCGCUCUGGUUAAGAGCGUCUGCUAAAUGACUAAAAUGUAAAAUGUAAAUGUAAAUCACUCAGUCUGGGGUUCGGUCACAACACACUCCUGUUAUCGCACUUACGUGUGUGUCCGUGUAUAUGGACAGUACCAGUCAAAAAAUUGGACACACCUACUCAUUCCAGGAUUUUUCUUUAUUUUUACUAUUUUCUACAUUGUAGAAUAAUAGUGAAGACAUCAAAACUAUGAAAUAACACAUAUGGAAUCAUGUAGUAAACAAACAAGUCAUUCUUCAAAGUAGCCACCCUUUGCAUUGAUGACAGCUUUGCACACUCUUGGCAUUCUCUCAACCAGCUUCAUGAGGUAGUCACCUGGAAUGCAUUUCAAUUAACAGGUGUGCCUUGUUAAUUUGUGGAAUUUCUUUCUUUCUUAAUGCGUUUGAGCCAAUCAGUUGUGUUGAGACAAGGUAUGGGUGGUAUACAGAAGAUAGCCUUAUUUGGUAAAAGACCAAGUCCAUAUUAUGGCAAGAACAGCUCAAAUAAGCAAAGGGAAACGACAAUCCAUCAUUACUUUAAUACAUGAAGGUCAGUCAAUCCGGAAAAUUUCAAGAACUUUUAAAGUUUUUUCAAGUGCAGUCGCAAAAACCAUCAAGCACUAUGAUGAAACUGGCUCUCAUGAGGACCGCCAUAGGAAAGGAAGACCCAGAGUUACCUCUGCUGCAGAGGAUAAGUUCAUUAGUUACCAGCCUCAGAAAUGGCAGCCCAAAUAAAUGCUUCACAGAUUUCAAGUAAUAAAACAAUCUCAACAUCAACUGUUCAGAGGGGACUGUGUGAAUCAGGCAUUCAUGGUCGAAUUACUGCAAAGAAACCACUACUAAAGGACACCAAUAAGAAGAAGGGACUUGCUUGGGCCAAGAAACACGAGCAAUGGACAUUAGACCGGUGGAAAUCUGUCCUUUGGUGUGGUGAGUCCAAAUUUGAGAUUUUUGGUUCCAACCGUGUCUUUGUGAGACGCAGAGUAGGAGAACGGGUGAUCUCUGCAUGUGUGGUCCCACCGUGAAGCAUGGAGGAGGAGGUGUGAUGGGGUGAUUUUCUGGUGACACUUUUGGUGAUUUUAUUUAGAAUUCAAGGCACACUUAACCAGUAUGGCUACCACAGCAUUCUGCAGCGAUACGCCAUCCCAUCUGGUUUGCGCUUAGUGGGACUAUCAUUUGUUUUUCAACAGGACACUGACCCAAAACACACCUCCAGGCUGUGUAAGGGCUAUUUUACCAAGAAGGAGAGUGCUGCAUCAGAUGACCUGGCCUCCACAAUCCCCCAACCUCAACCCAAUUGAGAUGGUUUGGGAAUGAAUUGGACCACAGAGUGAAGGAAAACAGCCAACAAGUGCUCAGCAUGUGUGGGAACUCCUUCAAGACUGUUGGAAAAGCAUUCUAGGUGAAGUUGGUUGAGAGAAUGACAAGUGUGCAAAGCUGUCAAGGCAUAGGGUCUUUAACACUAUAUAUAUAUAUAUAUAUAUAUAUAUAUAUAUACACACACACACACUACCGUUCAAAAGUUUGGGGUCACUUAGAAAUGUCCUUGUUUUCGAAAGAAAAGCAAUUUUUUGUCCAUUAAAAUAACAUCAAAUUGAUCAGAAAUACAGUGUAGACAUUGUUAAUGUUGUAAAUGGCUAUUGCAGCUGGAAACGGCAGAUUUUUUAUGGAAUAUCUACAUAGGCGUACAGAGGCCCAUUAUCAGCAACCAUCAGUCCUGUGUUCCAAUGACACGUUGUGUUUGCUAAUCCAAGUUGAUCAUUUUAAAAGGAUAAUUGAUCAUUAGAAAACCCUUUUGCAAUUAUGUGUAUAUAUAUAUAUAUAUAUAUAUAUAUAUACAGUGGAGAAAAAAAGUAUUUAGUCAGCCACCAAUUGUGCAAGUUCUCCCACUUAAAAAGAUGAGAGGCCUGUAAUUUUCAUCAUAGGUACACGUCAACUAUGACAGACAAAAUGAUAAUUUUUUUCCAGAAAAUCAAAUUGUAGGAUUUUUUAUGAAUUUAUUUGCAAAUUAUGGUGGAAAAUAAGUAUUUGGUCAAUAACAAAAGUUUCUCAAUACUUUGUUAUAUACCCUUUGUUGGCAAUGACACAGGUCAAACGUUUUCUGUAAGUCUUCACAAGGUUUUCACACACUGUUGCUGGUAUUUUGGCCCAUUCCUCCAUGCAGAUCUCCUCUAGAGCAGUGAUGUUUUGGGGCUGUCGCUGGGCAACACGGACUUUCAACUCCCUACAAAGAUUUUCUAUGGGGUUGAGAUCUGGAGACUGGCUAGGCCACUCCAGGACCUUGAAAUGCUUCUUACGAAGCCACUCCUUCAUUGCCCGGGCGGUGUGUUUGGGAUCAUUGUCAUGCUGAAAGACCCAGCCACGUUUCAUCUUCAAUGCCCUUGCUGAUGGAAGGAGGUUUUCACUCAAAAUCUCACGAUACAUGGCCCCAUUCAUUCUUUCCUUUACACGGAUCAGUCGUCCUGGUCCCUUUGCAGAAAAACAGCCCCAAAGCAUGAUGUUUCCACCCCCAUGCUUCACAGUAGGUAUGGUGUUCUUUGGAUGCAACUCAGCAUUCUGUGUCCUCCAAACACGACGAGUUGAGUUUUUACCAAAAAGUUAUAUUUUGGUUUCAUCUGACCAUAUGACAUUCUCCCAAUCCUCUUCUGGAUCAUCCAAAUGCACUCUAGCAAACUUCAGACGGGCCUGCACAUGUACUGGCUUAAGCAGGGGGACACGUCUGGCACUGCAGGAUUUGAGUCCCUGGCGGCGUAGUGUGUUACUGAUGGUAGGCUUUGUUACUUUGGUCCCAGCUCUCUGCAGGUCAUUCACUAGGUCCCCCCGUGUCGUUCUGGGAUUUUUGCUCACCGUUCUUGUGAUCAUUUUGACCCCACGGGGUGAGAUCUUGCGUGGAGCCCCAGAUCGAGGGAGAUUAUCAGUGGUCUUGUAUGUCUUCCAUUUCCUAAUAAUUGCUCCCACAGUUGAUUUCUUCAAACCAAGCUGCUUACCUAUUGCAGAUUCAGUCUUCCCAGCCUGGUGCAGGUCUACAAUUUUGUUUCUGGUGUCCUUUGACAGCUCUUUGGUCUUGGCCAUAGUGGAGUUUGGAGUGUGACUGUUUGAGGUUGUGGACAGGUGUCUUUUAUACUGAUAACAAGUUCAAACAGGUGCCAUUAACACAGGUAACGAGUGGAGGACAGAGGAGCCUCUUAAAGAAGAAGUUACAGGUCUGUGAGAGCCAGAAAUCUUGCUUGUUUGUAGGUGACCAAAUACUUAUUUUCCACCAUAAUUUGCAAAUAAAUUCAUUAAAAAUCCUACAAUGUGAUUUUCUGGAGAAAAAAAUUCUCAAUUUGUCUGUCAUAGUUGACGUGUACCUAUGAUGAAAAUUACAGGCCUCUCUCAUCUUUUUAAGUGGGAGAACUUGCACAAUUGGUGGCUGACUAAAUACUUUUUUUCCCCACUGUAUGUGUGUGUGUGUGUGUGUGUAUGUAUGUGUGUUUCAACCUCUUAUUGAACGUCUUUCUUCAAAUUGAUAAAUCACAGUGAGGUGAGUUUUAAAAAGCACAUGCUGUUUUGAUGAUAAGUGUUUGUGUUUUUCAAUUGCAUUUGCAUUGAUGUGAGAGUGGUUAGAGGAACAGUAGUGCCCUGAGCACCAGGCCAUUAGCGACCCGAUGAUCGUUAGCUAGUUGGGUAGUACCAGCGCAUGUCCGGAGUGCAUAAAAGGACAUUACCGUGACUCAACGGUCACGUGGAAUUUUACUGAGGUCAUGACCUUUACAAGGGAGGAGUGAAAACCCGCAGCCAUUUUUCCUUCCGUGGAAUGAGUUUGACACCUGUGGUCUAGUUCAGGGAAAGAGCAAGUGUUCCUAAUGUUUUGUACACUGUUUUUAUAUUUGUUUGUAACUAAUGUGUAACUCUAUGUGGCCAUGACACUUCCACAAUACACUAUAAUAUAAAUGCUGCUCUCUGUCCAUCUCCCCAACAAUACUAUUUCCUCAAGUACUCCCACUACCCACUUUAUGAUUUGCUCAUAAUAACGAACAAGUUGUUGUUGAUGUUUUUGUUUGUCUCAGGGGGAGAAAGUCAACUAUGAGCGCUUUAAGAACUGGCUCCUUCAGAACAAGGAGGCGUUCACCUUCUCCCGUUGGCUGCUCUCCGGGGGCGUGUGCGUCACCCUCACAGACGACAGCGACACACCCACCUUCUACCAAACUCUGGCCGGAGUCACACACUGUGAGUGCUCCUCCCUACAGCUCCUACCCUGAUAUGUACAGUGAGGGGGGAAAAAAGUAUUUGAUCCCCUGCUGAUUUUGUACGUUUGCCCACUGACAAAGAAAUUAUCAGUCUAUACUUUUAAUGGUAGGAUUAUUUGAACUGUGAGAGACAGAAUAACAACAAAAUCCAGAAAAACGCAUGUCAAAAAUGUUAUAAAUUGAUUUUGCAUUUUAAUGAGGGAAAUAAGCAUUUGACCCCCUCUCAAUCAGAAAGAUUUCUGGCUCCCAGUUGUCUUUUAUACAGGUAACGAGCUGAGAUUAGGAGCACACUCUUAAAGGGAGUGCUCCUAAUCUCAGCUUGUUACCUGUAUAAAAGACACCUGUCCACAGAAGCAAUCAAUCAAUCAGAUUCCAAACUCUCCACCAUGGCCAAGACCAAAGAGCUCUCCAAGGAUGUCAGGGACAAGAUUUUAGACCUACAGAAGGCUGGAAUGGGCUACAAGACCAUCGCCAAGCAGCUUGGUGAGAAGGUGACAACAGUUGGUGCGAUUAUUCGCAAAUGGAAGAAACACAAAAUAACUAUCAAUCUCCCUCGGCCUGGGGCUCCAUGCAAGAUCUCACCUCGUGGAGUUGCAAUGAUCAUGAGAACGGUGAGGAAUCAGCCCAGAACUACACGGGAGGAUCUUGUCAAUGAUCUCAAGGCAGCUGGGACCAUAGUCACCAAGAAAACAAUUGGUAACACGCUACGCCGUGAAGGACUGAAAUCCUGCAGCGCCCGCAAUGUCCCCCUGCUCAAGAAAGCACAUAAACAUGCCCGUCUGAAGUUUGCCAAUGAACAUCUGAAUGAUUCAGAGGAGAACUGGGUGAAAGUGUUGUGGUCAGAUGAGACCAAAAUUGAGCUCUUUGGCAUCAACUCAACUCACCGUGUUUGGAGGAGGAGGAAUGCUGCCUAUGACCCCCAAGAACACCAUCCCCACCGUCAAACAUGGAGGUGGAAACAUUAUGCUUUGGGGGUGUUUUUCUGCUAAGGGGACAGGACAAUUUCACUGCAUCAAAGGGACGAUGGACGGGGCCAUGUACCGUCAAAUCUUGGGUGAGAACCUCCUUCUCUCAGCCAGGGCAUUGAAAAUGGGUCGUGGAUGGGUAUUCCAGCAUGACAAUGACCCAAAACACACAGCCAAGGCAACAAAGGAGUGGCUCAAGAAGAAGCACAUUAAGGUCCUGGAGUGGCCUAGCCAGUCUCCAGACCUUAAUCCCAUAGAAAAUCUGUGGAGGGAGCUGAAGGUUCGAGUUGCCAAACGUCAGGCUCGAAACCUUAAUGACUUGGAGAAGAUCUGCAAAGAGGAGUGGGACAAAAUCCCUCCUGAGAUGUGUGCAAACCUGGUGGCCAACUACAAGAAACGUCUGACCUCUGUGAUUGCCAACAAAGGUUUUGCCACCAAGUACUAAGUCAUGUUUUGCAGAGGUGUCAAAUACUUAUUUCCCUCAUUGAAAAUGCAAAUCAAUUUAUCAAAUAAACCUACCAUUAAAAUGAUAGACUGAUCAUUUCUUUGUCAGUGGGCAAACGUACAAAAUCAGCAGGGGAUCAAAUACUUUUUUCCCCUCACUGUACACUUGAAAUAAACAGCCUCUACUGAAAGGGACGCAGUUGUAAAUGAGAACUUGUUCUCAACUGGUUUACCUGGUUAAAUACAGGUGGAAAAAAAAAAAUCAUUCAUUUUUUUUUAAAGGGAUGGCAUCUCCCAAAAAAGACCGAUAAUUUACCUGACCGUUUUUGUUCGGUGCACAUAUUUCAUGUUAUUUGGUAUUUGUCACCCUCUCUGUCUGUCAAGUCCCUCCUUUUUCUGUCAAUUGGAAAGGAAUCUCUUACAUGUAGCUGUGUCCAAGACCAAUCAAAGAUCUUAGCUGCUUCCUAUCCUGAGACCAAUCAGAGAGCAGGAGAGAUCUUUGCUGCCAAUCAGAGAGAGUACCUGCAGACAGCUCGUAAUCUGCUGCUGCCCACUCCCAGAUUAUCCUCUUUUAACUCUACGAGCGGUGUGUAUGUAGGUGUGUGUGUGUGUGUGUGUGUGGGAGUUCAGGAGUGUGUGUGUGUGUGCACGCUUUGGCCGUGAGGCGAGCGCUCUAUCCGUGCAUGGACUUUCCAGAACAUACACAACCACUUCACUCUUGGCUAAGACGCCAUCGCCGACCGGACACACACAACAGAGGCCAUGGCGGACUAACAGUCUUGUUGUCGGUUGGGAUAUUAUUCGAAUACUAUUGGAACAUCCUUUGAUUGGAACAGGAUGGCAUGAGUUAGCGUGGUGUGUUUUCCUGAGCUGUUAGCCGUGUGUCUGUGGAGUCUACUAUGGUACACGCCAGUCCUGUCGGCACGUCCCAGGGCGUGUGUGGUGGAAUAUGGUUUGGUACCUCUGUUGCCACUCCGACAGAGUCGCACCUCUAGGUGGGUACUGGGCACGCCACUGGACCGCUGUAGACUAGCUCCGUGUCCCAAAUGGCUCCCUAUGAAGUGUACUAUAUUUGUCCAGGACCCAUAGGGCUAUGGUCAAAAGUAGAGCACUAUAUAGGGAAUGGGGUGCCAUUUGGGACUGCCUAGGAAGUGGUCAACGCUGACACUAGUGUGUCUUUUAGCAAUGAAGCGAUAGUUGGAGUGAGUUAGCGGUUGUACUUGCUGUGUUCAUGCUCUCCCUGUCUGGUUGUGGUGGUUGGUGCAGGAAGUAAAAGUACAACGAAGCACUUUUCACUUUCAGAUAGUGGAAGUGUAAAUUGGAGGUCUUGUGUGAACUCGCUUGCUGCAUGUCUUUUAACCUUGUCACGAGACCCAAGCGUAGAACGCCAAUCAUUUCUCUCUGUAUGUCAGGCUACUCAGUCAUGGAGAUGUAGCCUCUUGUUUAAGAACAACAAAAUACUGUCAGCCUUUUUAAACAGGCUCAAACUUCAAACUCCAGCCAUUUUUAAAAGAGAUCAGUCUCAACCAGCCAUGUACAGUCCUGUCCUGAAACGGAAGGUUAGCCAUUUAGCCUAGCGGUUAACCUAGCGUGCUAAACUAAGAAGUGCGUCCCAAAUCAAAUCAAAUGAAAUUUUAUUGGUCACAGACACAUGUUUAGCAGAUGUUAUUGCGGUUGUAGCGAAAUGCUUGUGUUCCUAGCUCCAACAGUGCAGUAAUAUCUAACAAUACACACAAAUCUAAAAGUAAAAUAAUGGAAUUAAGAAAUAUAUAUAUAAACAUUAUUUAUUUUAAAUAUAUAAACAUUAUUUAUAGUGACUAGUGUUCCAUUUUUAAAGUGGCCAGUGAUUUCAAGUCUAUUUAUAUUGGGCAGCAGCCUCUAAGGUGAGGGUUACGUAACCGGGUGAUGGCUUUUUAACAGGUGGCACCUUAUUCUCUAUAAUAGUGUACUACUUUUAACCAGAGCCCUAUGGUGCUGCAGUGCACCAUAGUAAAUAACAGGUCCAGGAGUCAGUCAGUGAGCUAGCUAGCGAGGGGAUGAGACAUGUCCUGGAGUCAGUCAGUCGGUCAGUGAGCUAGCUAGAGAGGGGAUGAGACAUGUCCUGGAGUCAGUCAGUCAGUCGGUGAGCUAGCUAGCGAGGGGAUGAGACAUGUCCUGGAGUCAGUCAGUCAGUCAGUGAGCUAGCUAGCGAGGGGAUGAGACAUGUCCUGGAGUUCCAGGUAGUCCAGUCAGUGAGCUAGCUAGCGACCGGGUAUGAGACAUGUCCUGGAGUCGUCAGUCAGUGAGGCUAGCUAGCGAGGGGUAUGAGACAUGCCUAUGAGUCAGUCAGUCAGUCCCGUGAGCUAUCUAGAGAGGGGAUGAGGACAUGUCCCUUGGAGUCAGUCAAGUCAUGUUUGAGCUAGCUACGCUAGGUGGUGUGCUAGCGCUGUACCAGGCCUUACCACUGACAGUACGUAGCUCUGCUAGGCAUGACCAGGUACCACUCACUAAGCCCGCAGUCGUGCUAGCUCAGGGCAGGACUUCCUGAGUCAGUCACGUCUCAGUCAGUGGCUAGCUAAGAGGGGAUGAACAUCCGGAGCCGUCAGUCUCAGUCAUACUAGCUAGAGGGAUGAACGCUGGGCCGUCCUAGAGGUAAUCAGUUUCGAUAUUACAGUUCAGCAGCUGGAGUCCUACACUGAGUUACUCACAGCAACAGAUGAGCGUAUUUAUCCCCCUAGCUCUGCUUCCUCCUUCCUACUUCCUAUACUCAGCGCUGCUUAUGAUCCAGUGCCUUACGCACUAAUCCCGCUAGGCUCUGUCGCUAGUCCUACAGGCCUUACCACUGCACUAAUCACCGCUAGGCUCUGUUCGCUAGUCCAUACCAGGCCUUACCACUGCACUAAUCACCGCUAGGCUCUGUUCGCUAGUCCAUACCAGGCCUUACCCCUAAUCACCGCUAGGCCUGUUCCUAUCACCAGGCCUUACCACUGCACUAAUCACCGCUAGGCUCUGUUCGCUAGUCCCUACCAGGCCUUACCACUGCACUAAUCACCGCUAGGCUCUGUUCGCUAGUCCCAUACCAGGCCUUACCACUGCACUAAUCACCGCUAGGCUCUGUUCGCUAGUCCAUACCAGGCCUUACCACUGCACUAAUCACCGCUAGGCUCUGUUCGCUAGUCCAUACCAGGCCUUACCACUGCACUAAUCACCGCUAGGCUCUGUUCGCUAGUCCAUACCAGGCCUUACCACUGCACUAAUCACCGCUAGGCUCUGUUCGCUAGUCCAUACCAGGCCUUACCACUGCACUAAUCACCGCUAGGCUCUGUUCGCUAGUCCAUACCAGGCCUUACCACUGCACUAAUCACCGCUAGGCUCUGUUCGCUAGUCCAUACCAGGCCUUACCACUGCACUAAUCACCGCUAGGCUCUGUUCGCUAGUCCAUACCAGGCCUUACCACUGCACUAAUCACCGCUAGGCUCUGUUCGCUAGUCCAUACCAGGCCUUACCACUGCACUAAUCACCGCUAGGCUCUGUUCGCUAGUCCCUACCAGGCCUUACCACUGCACUAAUCACCGCUAGGCUCUGUUCGCUAGUCCAUACCAGGCCUUACCACUGCACUAAUCACCGCUAGGCUCUGUUCGCUAGUCCAUACCAGGCCUUACCACUGCACUAAUCACCGCUAGGCUCUGUUCGCUAGUCCAUUCCAGGCCUUACCACUGCACUAAUCACCGCUAGGCUCUGUUCGCUAGUCCAUACCAGGCCUUACCACUGCACUAAUCACCGCUAGGCUCUGUUCGCUAGUCCAUACCAGGCCUUACCACUGCACUAAUCACCGCUAGGCUAGCCCAUGCUGACCUGCGUUCAGUAAGCACAACACAAAUAGCUUUCAUUCAUGUUUGUUUAGCGUUUGGGAUUGAUACAGGACUAUAUUGGUGUUCUCUCAGUGUUUCUGAAAGACUAGUUGGAGGACCUAUUUCUUGAGGUUUUAUGUGUGUGUGUGUGUGUGUGUGUGUGUGUGUGUGUGUGUGUGUGUGUGUGUGUGCGACGUGCGUGCGUGUUUGUGCUUGUAGGAUUUAGUGUUGUCUAGUUGCUCUACUCUUAAAGGGGCAUUCAUUCAGUCAGUGGCAGUCCCAACCACACACACCUGCCCCCCCCCCACACCACUCCACGCGUCUCAAUAUUAAUCUGUCCACUAUUACUUCCUCCAUGCCAUCUCCAUACAGACCCUCUCUCUUCCUCUCUCUCUCUCUCUCUCUCUGUCUCCCAGGUUGUGUUCUCUAUUUGUUUAAGCCUGAUGUUUCAGAGCAUUCUCUCUGACUGAACGGAGGUUAAAAGGUUAUUGAACCACAACCACUGAAGCGGCUGGUAAUUACUUGUUUCCAAUCAGUCCGAUUGACCUCUCCACUUCUCUCUUUGAACUCAAUCCACAGAGGUCAACUGUACCCUGCUGAGGUGGGCUCUUCCAGGAAUAAACCUCAGGAGGAUGGAGUGAGUGAGUGAGGAGGGAGUGAGGGAGGGAGGGAGAGAAGGAUCUAUGGAGGUGGAGAGGGAGAUGGAAAGGCCCUCUCAAUCCACACACACGUCCCAAUCUGCAGCUUUCACUGCUGGGCUGAAUGGCUAGCUACCCUGGCUAUAUUCUCCCCCAGUGGCAUCACUGUCUUAUUGACCCAUUAGUCUUAUAAAUGCAGACAGCAAACUAGGAUGUGGGCCUUAGCAGUGAGCCUUAGGAACCAGCUUGGCUUUGUGGUGGAUAUCCGGACUGGUCUUCUCUCCUCUCAGAAAGUGAAUAUGACUUGGUCUGCAUCCCAAAAUGGCAGCCUAUUCCCUAUAUAGUGCACUACAAAAGUAGUGCACAAUGUAGGGAAUAGGGUGCCAUUAGGUGUGCAGUCUUAAUUUGUGUAUGUGUGUUUUGACACCUGUCUGAGGGACAUGUAUGGGAUGACUCAUGGGACAGUGUGGCGGAAAGGGAAGCCUGGGCUAGUGUGAGCUAGCGAGCCUUAGGCUAAUCCUAUUAGCGUAAAGCUGUGGAUUAGCGCGAUGAUUGUAGUGGGAGGAUGAACCCAGGAUCUCUGGCCCUGGGGCUGGCAGGUUUCAUACUUAACAGUAGCUAUAUUGGUGCAUCUAGUGAGCCUUGGCCCUGAGUCAUGGUCUCACCUCAAGACUAACCUGGAAAGACUAAAUCACUUACAGAUAGGGUUGCAAAAUUCCGAUAACCAGAAUUCCAAGGUUUUCCAGAAAUCCCGGAUGGAAGAUUCCCGGAAUCAGGGAAUAAGCAGGAAAUCUUGAAUCCUCCAAAUCCUGGGAAUUUGGGGAAAGUUACUGGAAUUUUUGCAACCCUACUUACAGAUCUGGGACCAGGGUACUUGAGAAGACUACUAUCCUCUGUCCUCCUGCUCAUUACAAAACUCCAUAAUCAGAAUGGAACCAUGAAACGUGUUGACCUUAUCGGCAUGGCUCCAUAUCUUCAUCCAAGUCCGUGUCGUCCACUACAGCACCAUAUUGAGAGAAACUGAAGCUGGGUGAAGAUCUAAACUGUUGUUUCCUUUCCUUACUGUGCUAACACUGCUAGGUCAUGUGACUUGUGUCCCCUGUAGCUCAUUUGGUAGAGCAUGGCGCUUGCAACGCCAGGGUUGUGGGUUCGUUUCCCACGGGGGGGGGGGGGGGCAGUAUGAAAAAUGUAUGCACUCACUAACUGUAAGUCACUCUGGAUAAGAGCGUCUGCUAAAUGACUAAAAUGUAAAUGUUCUAGUAAGAAGACGCUCAGCGAAUCUACAAAAACCACUCUAGGUUGGUUGCCAUUUUGAUUAUUUUAAAAAGUGUUGUCUUCCUCUCCCCUCCUGCAGUAGAAGAGUCUGAUAUCAUUGACUUGGAGAAGCGCUACUGGCUGCUGAAAGCCCAGUCCAGGACCGGCCGCUUUGACUUGGAAACCUUUGUCCCGCUGGUCUCCCCUCCCAUUCACCCUUCGCUAAGUGAAGGUAUGUUCUCUCCUCCCAUUCACCCUUCGCUAAGUGAAGGUAUGUUCUCCUCCCAUUCACCCUUCGCUAAGUGAAGGGGGGGGAAGUUGUUGUCUUUGCGCUAGCUAGCUAACGUUUGCUUAUAGCUACAUUGUCAAACACACAAGGUUAACAGCUGACGUUAGCUAGCAAGCUAACUUGAUUAGCAGUAGUAGCCGCUAGAGAUGCUUCCUCUCACUCCACUGGGUCCCAGAGCGAGGCACCAUGAAGGUCGUUCGAGUGGGCAGGGAUUUAGCCCAAGGACACACCUUUUCACCAAGGCUAUGGCUGGGCCAAACCCCCAUGUGUUCGUUCAAACUAUAAAACAACAAGCAGGAAGUGUCAGGUUUGACGUGUAUGCGGAAAACGAAGUCAAGCGCAGGACACCGAGCGACUGGCAGACGUACUUUACUAAACACAGUAAUGAAAGUACAAAACAACAAAACCUCCAAGCAGGGAGGAACAACACUAGCAUACAACAGCACUGCCGACCUAACGGAGAACAUUCACACACAACAAACAAAUGAGAGACAGGGUUUUUUAAAAGGGAAUACAAUGAACACUAAUGGGGACACAGGUGUAAACAAUACAAACCAAUCUAGACAAACACCGAAACAUAGAUCGGUAGCAGCUAGUACUCCGGGGACGACGAACGCCGAAGCCUGCCCGAGCAAGGAGGAGGAGCAGCCUCGGCUGAAUCCGUGACAGAAGAGUGAAAAGCAGCCAUAAGUCAUGUUAUGCAUGUCUACCACUUUUAUAAACCUAAUCAUUAAUAUUUAAACGUUUCUGUCAGAAUUUCUGUGGUUCAUGAUGUAAAAUACACAAAUACAUGAACAUUUAUGAAUGUUAAUGUGAUCCUUGUGAUACGGUUCGAACGAGUUCCCUAAAGAUCUGACACCAAGCCUUCUCACAAAGCUAUUUCUCUUUCGCAAAUAGCCAUGUUCUACUACAAAAUGGAUCACUUUUGAUGUUGUUUUUCCAGGUUUGUUUCAUGCCUUCGACGAGAACCGUGACAAUCACAUCGACUUUAAGGAGAUCUCCUGUGGCCUGUCUGCCUGUUGCCGGGGGCCCGUCGCCGAGAGGCAGAAAUGUAAGAGCUGCUAUGUGAUAUGUUCUAAUAGGAAGUAGUGAUUUCCUAACCUAAAUGCUUCCUUUCACACAUUAUGGUGUGUGUGUGUGUGUGUGCAUGUACGUGUGAGUGGAAGAGAUGUAGCGCUUUUCCCAAUCUCCUUAUCUCGUUUUUUUUUUUACUGUUGUCGACUGCCUCUGGAUAGUCAUUAGUAUGCAAUCUACCCUGUCAUCAAAAUUCGCAUCAGGCCUUGAAAUUACAUUUUCAUGCUUGGAAAUGGCAGCAGAUAUUGGAAUUUAAGACUCUAGUUAAUGAUCUAAGUAAUUCACUGCAGACCACACUGAGGAAUACAGAUGACUAGCAGAAUAUGUUUUGGUACAACUGCGGCUUGAACAGCGACUGUUGCUUUGAGGAGUCUGUAGUUAGAAACUACAAUGUUAUGGUUAUGGAGUAUUUUGUACCCUCCUUCUCUCUUGUGUUUCUCAGUUUGUUUCAAAGUGUUUGACGUGGACCGGGAUGGGGUUCUGUCUCGAGACGAAAUCCAUGAGAUGGUAGCCGCACUUCUGGAGGUGUGGAAGGACAAUCGCACAGACACACUUCCUGUAAGUACUGCUGGACACAGACACACUUCCUGUAAGUUCUGCUGGACACAGACACACUUCCUGUAAGUACUGCUGGACACAGACACACUUCCUGUAAGUUCUGCUGGACACAGACACACUUCCUGUAAGUUCUGCUGGACACAGACACACUUCCUGUAAGUACUGCUGGACACAGACACACUUCCUGUAAGUUCUGCUGGACACAGACACACUUCCUGUAAGUUCUGCUGGACACAGACACACUUCCUGUAAGUACUGCUGGACACAGACACACUUCCUGUAAGUUCUGCUGGACACAGACACACUUCCUGUAAGUUCUGCUGGACACAGACACACUCUGUAAGUUCUGCUGGACACAGACACACUCUCUGUAAGUUCUGCUGGGACACAGGCUAAAUGGCUAGUGUAAUGGAGAUGGUUGGGCUUUGUUAAGUAAGCGACCUUAUCAAAGUUUUGACUCUUGUCCUGUUUUCAGGAGUUGCUCACCAACGUGUCGGACAUAGUGGAGGGAAUCCUGAAGGGGCACGACACGACCAAGGUCAGACUCUUCUAGGUGUUUUUGUCUGUAACGUGAUUGGACUUAAAUUAUCUCAUAAUGCUGCUGCUGUCCACUGACAUUUAACCCUUGUCUUUGACUUAACCUUUGACCCCCACACACACACAGCUGGGUCACCUGACCCUGGAGGACUACCAGAUCUGGAGUGUGAAGAGCGCUCUGGCCAACGAGUUGCUCAACCUGCUGUUCCAGGUCAGAUCACACACACACACACACACACAGUUUAUAGUUUGCUUUCUCUUCAUGCCCCUCUGUCUGUGUUUCUGCAGGUCUGCCACAUUGUCCUGGGGCUUCGACCUGCCACUCCUGAAGAGGAGGGACAAAUCAUCAGGUAAUACACAUAACAAAUCUGUCGUUCUUCCCCUGAGCAAGGCAGUUAACCCACAGUUCCCCGGGUGCCGAUGACGUGGAUGUCGAUUUAAGGCAGCCCUCCGCACAUCUCUGAUUCAGAGGGGUUGGGUUAAACACAUUUCAGUUGAAUGAAUUCAGUUUUACAACUGACUAGAUAUCCCCCUUUCCUUUCCCCUGAACAACUCUUAAACAUGUUUUACACCUCUACAGUUUAAAGCUCUGAACUCGUGUGUGUGUGUGUGUGUGUGUGUGUGUGUGUGUGUGUGUGUGUGUGUGUGUGUGUGUGUGUGUGUGUGUGUGUGUGUGUGUGUGUGUGUGUGGUUCAGGGGGUGGCUGGACAGAGAGAACAGGCAUGGGCUCCAGCCUGGUGAGAACUGGUUCCUCAUCUCCAGCCAGUGGUGGAUGCUCUGGAAAGACUACGUCAAAUAUGUGAGUGGAAGUCCAAGGGUUGCGUCCCAAAUGGCACCAGGGCCCAUGGGUCAAAUGAAGUGCACUACGUAGGGAAUAGGGUGCCAUUUGGGAAGCACAUCAAAUAUAGGCCUAACUUAACUUGAAUAGCAGAAUAAUCACAGCAUACCAACGUUACUAACCAUCCUUCCCUCUCCCCAGGACCACAAGUCCAUCGUGGUGGAUCAGCCCUCUAUCCUCUCCUCUCUGAGGAAUCCUCAGGCCUCUGCCACCGUCGAGCCUGCCCCCCUGGAGCCAGGGGUAGGGGUAGGUCUGGGGGUCCCCAGCCCAGCCAGCCCCUCAGGAGAGAGGUCCCCUGAUGUUGUGUCCAGCGCCUCUGAAGCCACAGAGACCCACAGCAAAGGUCAGUGAACAGACCACUAGGCAGCGCUGUGCAUACUGUUACAACUUCAAACUAUGGGUUAUAACUGUUUAUUAAUGAAUGAUUUACUCUUUAUAAACUACGUUUAAACCUUUUACAACCCCUCUAAGGGUACCUUAACCUGAAUUUAAAGUGUACCUGUGAUGCCGUCACCCCCCCCCCUCCUCCUCAGUGGUGAACCCCCAGGCCGGCCCCUCAGCCACAGAGAUCUGUUUUGCCCGGCAACACGUGUCAGACAACAACCAGUGUUUCUCCAGGGUCAACGGCCACAUCCCCUCCGUCUCUCAGUCCCAGUCUCAGUCCCAGCUGGCAGCUCAGAGGCCUGGAGCCAUCGACAACCAGCCCCUGGUCAACACAGACCCCAUGAAGGUGUGUGUUUGCCCUCCAUAUUAUUUACAUUUACAUCAUUUAGCAGACGCUCUUAUCCAGAGCGACUUACAAAUUGGUGCAUUCAACUUAUGAUAACCAGUGGGACAACCACUUUUUUUGUUUUAUGGGGGGGGUGACUUUAUACUUUUCCAGGUAUUCCUUAAAGAGGUAGGGUUUCAAGUGUCUCCGGAAGGUGGGAACUGUGCUUCCGCAGAGGUAGGGGAGCUAGCAGGCCAGAGGUGGCUAUAUCGUACAAAUUCAGGAAGCAGGCAGAGGUGGAUGAUGAACUUAGUGCCCUCGUUUGGGUGUAGGGUCUGAUCAGAGCCUGAAGUUAAGGAGGUGCCGUUCCCCUCACAGCUCUGUAGGCAAACACCAUGGUCUUGUAAUAGAUGCGAGCCUCAACUGGAAGCCAGUAGAGUGUGCGGAGGAGCGGGAUGACGUGAGAGAACUUGGGAAGGUUGAACACCAGACGGGCUGCGGCGUUCUGGAUAAGUUGUAGGGGUUUAAUGGCACAGGCAGGGAGCCCAGCCAACAGCGAGUUGCAGUAAUCCAGACGGGAGAUGACAAGUGCCUGGAUUAGGACCUGUGCCGCUUUCUGUGUAAGGUAGGGUCGUACUCUGCGAAUGUUGUAGAGCAUGAACCUGCAGGAUCGGGUCACCGCUUUGAUGUUAGCGGAGAACGACGGUGUUGUCCAGGGUCACGCCAAGGUUCUUUGCACUCUGGGAGGAGGACACAACGGAGUUGUCAACCGUGAUGGCGAGAUCAUGGAGCGGGCAGUCCUUCCCCGGGAGGAAGAGCAGCUCCGUCUUGCCGAGGUUCAGCUUGAGGUGGUGAUCCGUCAUCCACACUGAUAUGUCUGCCAGACAUGCAGAGAUGCGAUUCGCCACCUGGUUAUCAGAAGGGGGAAAGGAGAAAAUGAAUUCUGUCUCUGUCUCUCGCUUUCCUCCUGUCUCUCUGUGACGAUACGGCCAGGCAUUAGGCAUGGCCUGUGUAUAUCCAUCAUCAGUAAUGGAGGAGUAGAGGGGGCAAUGUGUGUCCUCUUUUCACCCCAGUCUCUCUCCUGUUCCCCAGGCCCCCACAUUGACCAUGGAGGGAGGCCGGUUGAGGCAGUCCUUACAGCUGGUGGAAGGCAGGGACUUUGAGACGGUACCAGAGCCUGUGUGGAGGGCACUGUUCCACUGGUAUGGAGCCAACCUCAGCCUGCCACGACCGGUAUGUAUGGUCCACAACCACCCCUCACACUAUCACUGAACCACAACACAACCACCCCUCACACUAUCACUGAACCACAACACAACCACCCCUCACAGUAUCACUGAACCACAACACAACCACCCCUCACACUAUCACUGAACCACAACACAACCACACCUCACACUAUCACUGAACCACAACACAACCACCCCUCACACUAUCACUGAACCACAACACAACCACACCUCACAGUGUCACUGAACCACAACCACCCCUCACAGUGUCACUGAACCACAACACAACCACCCCUCACACUAUCACCGAACCACAACACAACCACCCCUCACACUAUCACUGAACCACAACACAACCACCCCUCACACUAUCACUGAACCACAACACAACCACCCCUCACACUAUCACUGAACCACAACACAACCACACCUCACACUAUCACUGAACCACAACACAACCACCCCUCACACUAUCACUGAACCACAACACAACCACCCCUCACACUAUCACGGAACCACAACACAACCACACCUCACACUAUCACUGAACCACAACCACCCCUCACAGUAUCACUGAACCACAACACAACCACCCCUCACACUAUCACUGAACCACAACACAACCACCCCUCACACUAUCACUGAACCACAACACAACCACACCUCACACUAUCACUGAACCACAACCACCCCUCACAGUAUCACUGAACCACAACACAACCACACCUCACACUAUCACUGAACCACAACCACCCCUCACAGUAUCACUGAACCACAACACAACCACCCCUCACACUAUCACUGAACCACAACACAACCACCCCUCACACUAUCACUGAACCACAACACAACCACCCCUCACACUAUCACGGAACCACAACACAACCACACCUCACACUAUCACUGAACCACAACCACCCCUCACACUAUCACUGAACCACAACACAACCACCCCUCACACUAUCACUGAACCACAACACAACCACCCCUCACACUAUCACUGAACCACAACACAACCACCCCUCACAGUGUCACUGAACCACAACACAACCACCCCUCACAGUAUCACUGAACCACAACACAACCACCCCUCACACUAUCACUGAACCACAACACAACCACCCCUCACAGUAUCACUGAACCACAACACAACCACCCCUCACAGUGUCACUGAACCACAACACAACCACCCCUCACAGUAUCACUGAACCACAACACAACCACCCCUCACACUAUCACUGAACCACAACACAACCACCCCUCACACUAUCACUGAACCACAACACAACCACCCCUCACAGUAUCACUGAACCACAACACAACCACCCCUCACACUAUCACUGAACCACAACACAACCACCCCUCACACUAUCACUGAACCAUAGAUGGUCACCUCGAGGACCAGGUCUAGCUUGAGAGAUUUUCACACCAUUGUGGAUGAUUUUUCUGAAAGUUACAGUUAUGUGUCCGUACCUGAAGUUAAGGUUCAGCCCUUACAGUUUGAGUUUAUUUAUUCUUGCUCACAGAUAAAACUGAAGAAAUGCAGAAUUUACAGUACUAAUAAUUACAAAACACUAAUUUUAAAAUCCAUAACACAAUAAUAAUAUGUGACAGAACAGAAUACAAAACACUUGAAACAUUACAGGACAUUUGUCUUUGAAAUUGAAAUAUUUAAAUGGUUAAAAAAAUAUAAUCUUUGGGGAAAACCAUUUAAGAGCUAGAGUUAUUAUACAGUCUGACAGCAGCGGGUAGAGGUAAUUGUUGAAUGCAUAAUACUCUCCUCCUCCUGUCCUUUUCCAGGUGAUCCAGCAGACGAAAACAGGCGGUGCUGAGCUGGAGCUCUUCCCGCGUUACCUCCUCUUCCUGCGGCAGCAGGCCGCCACGCGCACCCCCCAGUCCAACAUCUGGGUUAACAUGGGUAUGACCAGCCUGAGAAUGUUCCCCCAGCACCUCCCCAGAGGUAACGUAAGCCUGCAGCAAGAAAGAAAGAAAGAAAGAAAGACGGCCUGCUAGGCGCCGCCAAAACGCUAGUGCUGCUACUGCAGUCCAACCCCUAAUCGUGCCCCUAAAAUGGACUGGUCCAGCCCCUAAUCAAGCUCUUAGAAUGGACUGCAGGAUGAGUCCAUGGUCCAUAGGGGGGUGAUAUGGUGCCAACUGACCGUACUAAAAGACCCUGAGAGCCUAACGCUUACUCUCUUGUCUGCAUAGCCUUGUUGUCAGAACAGUGGUGCUAUGAAGCUUGACACCCCCUUCGUAAAGCCUACAUAAAGGUGUUAUAAUGAUGACAAUAGAAAUGGUAAACAACAGCUGAUGACAAUGCUAGCCAAUUAGCCUACUUAAACAGAUUGGUGACUGUGUGGUAAACCCAUGCCAGCUGAUUCCAUCUCUUAUGUCAUCAUGCAUGGAGGAGUGGGACGUGGGCUACACCAUGUCAAGUCAAUGUAAACAAAAUGAUUAUGUAGGUUUCUAAUUAUAGUGUAAAAAAUAUUAUAAAUUAUGUGAGAUUUCUAGUUAGUCAAGUCUGUUAAUUCCAGGCGAUUUUAUGGGACUGAUCCUCCACUAAAGUAGCUCUAUUGUAAUCAAAUUGGGGGAGCGCUGCACAGAGGCACUAUGAGGUAUUAGAGCGCUGAUCUAAUCGGACCGGUGCUGUCAGAUAUCUGGCCCAGAGGAGUUAGUUUGGCUCCAGUCACAAAUACCAACUGACCAGGCAUAGAAAUAAUACCAUAUAUAAUAAUAAUAAUAUGCCAUUUAGCAGACGCUUUUAUCCAAAGUGACUUAGUCAUGUGUGCAUACAUUUUAUCUAUGGGUGGCCUCAGCGGGAAUCGAACCCACGAUCAUUGGUGUUGCAAGCUCCAUAGAAUGACUAGACCAGACAUACUGACCAAAGAGCAAGGUUGUGCUGCUGGGAUAAUAGGCUGUUUACGGCUUUUUUGAUUCAUUCUGUUUGCUUUCAAGGUAUUACCAAUCAAUCACAUAUUAAGAUUCGCUUUUUGUUGUUUUUUGGCUUUACUUUUCAAAUCAGUAAUAAUCGUUUCCAUUUGUUUUUAAUAAUUGUUUAUUAACUGAACUAAUAUAGAUGUUUGUUACCCUUUUUGAUUGAAUCAGAUUUGAAUCUUGUUUAAUGACUCGGUCUGUAUUAAUUAAAUUAGCUAAUCUAAAACCCCCUUUCUUGCUGCUUCCUUACAACUAAUCCUCCAUGAGCCAAACUGUUCUUUAUCUCUGAUGUAAAAAUGUGUUGAUUUUAACAAGUUUUCUAAAUGUAAAUAGGUCUCUGUGUGAGUCGGUCUGUCUGUGUGAGUCGGUCUGUCUGUGUGAGUCGGUCGGUCUGUCUGUGUGAGUCGGUCUGUCUGUGUGAGUGUUUACAAUAUUACAGGACUUUUGAGUAAUUCUAAUGAGUUUGGGAGCUCAUAGUCCUCUAAAGGCUGGCGUGUUCUCCCCCCUCGUCCCCCCUCGUCCCCUCUCUCUCCCCCCUCGUCCCUCUCUCUCUCUCUCCCCCCUCGUCCCUCUCUCUCUCCCCCCUCGUCCCCUCUCUCUCCCCCCCUCGUCCUCUCUCUCUCCCCCCUCGUCCUCUCUCUCUCCCCCCUCGUCCCUUCUCUCUCCCCCCUCGUCCCCCUCUCUCCCCCCUCGUCCCCCUCUCCUCCCCCCUCUUCCUCUGUCUCUCCCCCUCCCUCCCUCCCCCUCGUCCUCUGUCUCUCCCCCCCGUCCCCCCUCUCCCCCCUCGUCCCCCCCCCUCUCUCCCCCUCCCCUUCGUCCCCCCUCUUUUCCUCCCCCCCCCCCUCUCCCCCUCGUCCCCCCUCUCUCCCCCUCGUCCCCCUCUCUCUCCCCCCUCGUCCCCCUCUCUCCUCCCCCCUCUUUCCCCUCUCCUCUCCCCCCUCGUCCUCUCUCCUCUCCCCCCUCUUCCCUCUCUCUCCCCCCCCUCGUCCCUCCUCCUCCCCCUUCUCUCUCCUCCCGCUCCUCCUCCUCCCCCCUCUUUCCCCCCUUUCCCCCCUCUCUCCCCCCUCUCUCCCCCCUCGUCCCCCUCUCUCUCCCCCCCCCCCCUCUCCCUUCUCUCCCCCCCUGCCCCCCCUCUCUCUCCCCCCGUCCCCUCUCUCUCCCCCCCUCCCCUUCUCUUUUCCCCCCCCUUUCCCCCCCUCUCUCUCUCUCUCCCCCUCGUCCCCUCCCCCUUUUCCCCCCCUCCCCUCCCCUCUCUCCCCCCUCCCCCCUCCCCUCCUCUUCUCCCCCCUCGUCCCUCUCCUCUCUCCCCCCUCGUCCCCUCUUCUCUCCCCCCUCUUCCCCUCUCUCCUUCCCCCCUCUCCCCCUCUCUCUCCCCCCCUCUUCCCCUCUCUCCCCCCUCUUCCCCCUCUCUCCCCCUCUCUCCUUUUUCCCCCUCCCCCCUUUUUUUUCGCCCCUCUCUCUCCCCCCGCGUCCUUCCUUGCUCUCCCCCCUCUUCCCCCUCUCUCUCUCCCCCCUCUUCCCUCUCUCUCUUCCCCCCGUCCCCUCUCUCUCUCCCCCCUCUCCCUCUCUCUCUCCCCCCCUCGUCCCUCUCUCUCUCUCCCCCCUCUCCCCUCUCUUUUCUCCCCCUCUCUCUCUCUCCCCCCCUUCCCUCUCUCUCUCCCUCUCAUCUCUCUCUCUCUCUCCCCCCUCUCUCUCCCCCUCCCCCUCGUCCAUCUCUCUCUCUCCCCCCUCGGCCAUACUCCUCCUCUCCCCCCCUCGUCCCACUCUCUCUCUUCCCCCCUCGUCCCCCUCUCUCUCCCCCCCCCUCUUGCCUCAUUCGUCCUCCCCAACCCCCCCCACCCCUCCAGGUAACGUGCCCCUCCCCCAAUGCUCCUCUGAAGCGUGUCCUGGCCUAUACAGGCUGUUUCAGCCGCGUGGGCACCAUCAAGGACAUCCACCUGUACCUGUCUCAGAGGCUCCGCAUCAAAGACGAGGACAUGAGGCUGUGGCUCUACAACGGCGAGGUGUGUAUUCUUGAGAAACUAUCGCAUGUCGACAACUACAUUAUAAGUGAUAUUACGGUGACAUGAGAAAAUAUAAACUUGCAGAUGUUGACCUCUCCUCAUCCACACCUCCCUCCAGAACUAUCUGACCCUGUUCUCCUCCCCCCCAGAACCACCUGACCCUGUUCUCCUCCCCCCCAGAACUAUCUGACCUUGUUCUCCUCCCUCCAGAACUAUCUGACCCUGUUCUCCUCCUCCAGAACUAUCUGACCCUGUUCUCCUCCUCCAGAACUAUCUGACCCUGUUCUCCUCCCCCCAGAACCACCUGACCCUGUUCUCCCCCCCCCCCCAGAACUAUUUGACCCUGUUCUCCUCCCCCCAGAACCACCUGACCCUGUUCUCCUCCCCCAGAACCACCUGACCCUGUUCUCCCCCCCCCCAGAACUAUCUGACCCUGUUCUCCUCCCCCCAGAACCACCUGACCCUGUUCUCCUCCCCCAGAACCACCUGACCCUGUUCUCCUCCCCCCAGAACCAUCUGACCCUGUUCUCCUCCCCCAGAACCAUCUGACCCUGUUCUCCUCCCCCAGAACCACCUGACCUUGUUCUCCUCCCUCCAGAACUAUCUGACCCUGUUCUCCUCCCCCCCAGAACUAUCUGACCUUGUUCUCCUCCCUCCAGAACUAUCUGACCCUGUUCUCCUCCCCCCAAGAACUAUCUGACCCUGUUCUCCUCCCCCCAGAACCACCUGACCCUGUUCUCCUCCCCCCAGAACCACCUGACCCUGUUCUCCUCCCCCCAGAACCACCUGACCCUGUUCUCCUCCCCCCAGAACCAUCUGACCCUGUUCUCCUCCCCCACCAGAACUAUCUGACCCUGUUGGAUGAUGAGGACCACACUCUGGAGGGCCUGAAGAUCCAGGACGAGCAACACUUAGUUAUCGAGGGUACGUUCAAAAAGACACUUAGUAAUCGAGGGUACGUUCAGAAAGAUACUUAGUUAUCGAGGGUACGUUCAAAAAGACACUUAGUUAUCGAGGGUACGUUCAGAAAGAUACUUAGUUAUCGAGGGUACGUUCAAAAAGACACUUAGUUAUCGAGGGUACGUUCAAAAAGACACUUAGUUAUCGAGGGUACGUUCAAAAAUACACUUAGUUAUUGAGGGUAUGUUCAAAAAUACACUUAGUUAUCGAGGGUACGUUCAGAAAGACACUUAGUAAUCGAGGGUACGUUCAGAAAGAUACUUAGUUAUCGAGGGUACGUUCAAAAAGACACUUAGUUAUCGAGGGUACGUUCAGAAAGACACGUAGUUAUCGAGGGUACGUUCAGAAAGACACUUAGUUAUCGAGGGUACGUUCAGAAAGACACUUAGUUAUCGAGGGUACGUUCAAAAAGACACUUAGUUAUCGAGGGUACGUUCAGAAAGACACUUAGUUAUCGAGGGUACGUUCAGAAAGACACUUAGUUAUCGAGGGUACGUUCAGAAAGACACUUAGUUAUCGAGGGUACGUUCAGAAAGACACUUAGUUAUCAAGGAUACGUUCAGAAAGACACUUAUCAAGGGUACGUUCAAAAAUAUUUUUCAGCGCUAUAAUUAAUUAUAACUUCAUCUGACUGCUGAGUUUGCUGAGUCUGUUGAAAUGUUAAAAAACCCUGACUGCAAACUUAAAGACAAGGUAGCAGGUCUUUGUACUGUAAGUCAUUGAUGUAUAAAACCUUCAUCUUGUGUUUUUAGUUCGGAACAAAGACAUGAGCUGGCCAGAAGAGAUGUCCUUCAUCGCUAACAGCAGUAAAAUGGACCAACAUAAAGGUACCGCAGGACGGUGUCACUGACAUCAUCAUCCAACUUUACAUUUACAAGCCCCUUCUAUCGGUACGUACAUUUCCAAUGCAGUUAUCAAGAGCUUUCACUUUCAUUAUUUAGGAUGAUAGAUUCACGUCUCUACCCUCCCUCCCCUUCUCCCCUAAAACCUUUCAAACAUACAGUACCAAUCAAAAGUUUGGACACCUACUCAUUCCAGGGUUUGUCUUUAUUUUGACUAUUUUCUACAUUGUAGAAUAAUAGUGAAGACAUCAAAACUAUGAAAUAACACAUAUGGAAUCAUGUAGUAAACAAAAAAGUGUUAAGCAAAUCAAAAUAUAUUUUAUAUUUGAGAUUCUUCAAAAUAGCCACUCUUUGCCUUGAUGACAGCUUUGCACACUCUUGGCCUUCUCUCAACCAACUUCACCUGGAAUGCUUUUCCAACAGUCUUGAAGGAGUUCCCACAUAUGCUGAGCACUUGUUGGCUGCUUUUCCUUCACUCUGCGGUCCAACUCAUCCCAAACCAUCUCAAUUGGGUUGAGGUCGGGUCAAAAUAGAAUAGUCAAAAUAAAGAAAAACCCUGGAAUGAGUAGGUGUGUCCAAACUUUUGACUGGUGCUGUAUACGUAAAUAUGUAGCCUAAUACUGUACAUGUCUAUCCCCCCCCAGUUCCUACGGAGAAGGGUGCCACGGGCCUCAGUAACCUAGGCAACACAUGCUUUAUGAACUCUAGUAUCCAGUGUGUGAGCAACACCACGCCCCUCACUGAUUACUUCAUCUCAGGGAGACACCUUUAUGAACUCAACAGGUAGCUGUGUGUGUGUGUGUGUGUGUUUGUGAGCAUUCAUGCAUGUAUUGUGAAAAGGUUAACAUUACUGACUUGUGUUGUGUGUCCAGAACCAACCCCAUCGGGAUGCGAGGUCACAUGGCUAAAUGCUAUGGAGACCUGCUGAUGGAGCUGUGGAGUGGAACACAGAAGAACGUUGCUCCUCUCAAACUCAGGGUGGGUUAAUAAAUCCUUCACUGGACCUAAAAAAAAAUGGCAUGGAUCGUCACAACAGUGGAUGUGAUCUCCUUUCUCCCUGUAGUGGACAAUAGCUUGUACUAUGGCCUUAAUAACUCCGUAUGUGAUAUGAAUGACUAAUAUUCUCGUUCAGUGUUUUCUAAAAGCGCCAGUCCGUCGGCUAAAUAGCCGAUAACAGGCUUGUCAGCAGGCUACUUUUUCCACUUCAUUAAUUAACUAGGCUUCUUUUAAUUUAAAAGUUUAAAUUUGCUAGUCAGAAAAGUCUGUAAAGCCUUCUGCCACUAGAAUGAACGAUAUGCAUCUUCUAGUGAUCUCACGAUGGUAUAGAGGGAAACUGCUGCUUUGUCACUCUGUCUGUCCCACCUCUCGGUACCUGUGUUAUUUUUGUGCGCUCUGGUUGGCUGCAGUCUAAUUUAUUUUCAUGAUCAUAUAGGCCCAGACCGAGACGAUAUCCAAAACAACUAGCAAUACACUGAAUUCAUACAUUUUCAGCAAUUUUAAUUGUAAAGUCAUGUCUUUCUACUAAAUACCACAACAAAUUUGACCAAUCUAGGAGGUAAAAUCGUUAAAAAUAUUCAAUAAUUUAGCUGUGUAUAUCAGAUGGAAACAAGGCAAUAGAAUGUACGUAAAAAUGUAUGCACACAUGACUGUAAGUCGCUUUGGAUAAAAGUGUCUGCUAAAUGGCAUAUUAUUAUUAUUAUUAUUAUUAUUAUUAUUAUUAUUAUUACCAGAGACCACCAAAAUAGAGCUUGUUCUAAAAAAAAAUCCCCGUGGGCAUGCCCCUCCGACCCACCCCAGUCCGGAACUCCCUGGCUGGCUACGUGUUCUAUUUGGCUGGCUACAUGUUCUAUAUGGCUGGCUACAUGUUCUAUUUGGCUGGCUACAUGUUCUAUUUGGCUGGCUACAUGUUCUAUAUGGCUGGCUACAUGUUCUAUAUGGCUCGCUACAUGUUCUAUAUGGCUGGCUACAUGUUCUAUAUGGCUGGCUACAUGUUCUAUAUGGCUGGCUACGUGUUCUAUAUGGCUGGCUACGUGUUCUAUAUGGCUGGCUACGUGUUCUAUAUGGCUGGCUACGUGUUCUAUAUGGCUGGCUACGUGUUCUAUAUGGCUGGCUACGUGUUCUAUAUGGCUGGCUACGUGUUCUAUAUGGCUGGCUACGUGUUCUAUAUGGCUGGCUACUCCAUGUCCUUACGGAAGACACUGCUCAUUCUCCCCUCUGUAGUGGACGAUAGUAAAGCAAGAAACUAGAUGUCUGUGAAACUGUUACCUUAAUAAUUUAGUUUCCAUUCUCCCCCCCGUACUGGACGAUAGCUUGUACUAUGGUCUUAAUGACUCCAUAUGGCUACGUUUACACAGGCAGCCCAAUUCUGAUAUUUUUUUCACUAAUUUGUCUUUUGACCAUUCGGAUCAGCUCUGAAGAAGAUCUGAUGUGAUUGGUCAAAACACAAAUGAGUGGAAAAAAGAUCAGAAUUGGUCUGCUUGUGUAAACGCAGCCAUUAUGAUAUGAAUGAAUGGACUAAUAUGUGGUUGUCUCUCUACCGCCCUGUUUAGUGGACAAUAGCGAAAUACGCCCCACGGUUCAACGGCUUCCAGCAGCAGGACAGUCAGGAGCUUCUGGCGUUCUUAUUGGACGGGCUCCAUGAGGACCUGAACAGGGUGCAUGAGAAACCCUACGUAGAGCUGAAGGACAGCAACGGACGACCCGACUGGGAGGUCGCCUUAGAGGUCAGAGUUCAAUCAAUAAACCAAUCAAACGCACAAAUACACGCACAACUACACACACACACACGCACAAUCAACCAACACACACACGUUCAAUCAAUUAAUCAAUCUUUAUUUUCCCAGAGAGAAUUUAGCACUGUUAAUAAAAUCGAUAAACACAAACAGUAAAAAACUAGACUGUAUAGUACAUCACUACAUCAUCAUAGUCCUUUGGAGCAUCUUCUGGCAGCCAUCUUAGGUGACUAGAGACGAGGAGAGAGUCCAUCUUAGGUGGCUAGAGACCAGGAGAGAGUCCAUCUUAGGUGGCUAGAGACCAGGAGAGAGUCCAUCUUAGGUGACUAGAGACCAGGAGAGAGGAGAGAGUCCAUCUUAGGUGGCUAGAGACCAGGAGAGAGGAGAGAGUCCAUCUUAGGUGGCUAGAGACCAGGAGAGAGGAGAGAGUCCAUCUUAGGUGGCUAGAGACCAGGAGAGAGGAGAGAGUCCAUCUUAGGUGGCUAGAGACCAGGAGAGAGUCCAUCUUAGGUGACUAGAGACCAGGAGAGAGUCCAUCUUAGGUGACUAGAGACCAGGAGAGAGGAGGAGUCCAUCUUAGGUGACUAGAGACCAGGAGAGAGUCCCAUCUUAGGUGACUAGAGACAGGAGAGAGGAGAGAGUCCAUCUUAGGUGACUAGAGACCAGGAGAGAGUCCAUCUUGGGUGACUAGAGACCAGGAGAGAGGAGAGAGUCCAUCUUAGGUGACUAGAGACGAGGAGAGAGGAGAGAGUCCAUCUUAGGUGGCUAGAGACCAGGAGAGAGUCCAUCUUAGGUGGCUAGAGACCAGGAGAGAGGAGAGAGUCCAUCUUAGGUGACUAGAGACCAGGAGAGAGGAGAGAGUCCAUCUUAGGUGACUAGAGACCAGGAGAGAGUCCAUCUUAGGUGACUAGAGACCAGGAGAGAGGAGAGAGUCCAUCUUAGGUGACUAGAGACGAGGAGAGAGGAGAGAGUCCAUCUUAGGUGACUAGAGACCAGGAGAGAGGAGAGAGUCCAUCUUAGGUGGCUAGAGACCAGGAGAGAGGAGAGUCCAUCUUAGGUGACUAGAGACCAGGAGAGAGUCCAUCUUAGGUGACUAGAGACCAGGAGAGAGUCCAUCUUAGGUGACUAGAGACCAGGAGAGAGGAGAGAGUCCAUCUUAGGUGGCUAGAGACCAGGAGAGAGGAGAGAGUCCAUCUUAGGUGGCUAGAGACCAGGAGAGAGUCCAUCUUAGGUGGCUAGAGACGAGGAGAGAGUCCAUCUUAGGUGACUAGAGACCAGGAGAGAGUCCAUCUUAGGUGACUAGAGACCAGGGAGAGAGGGAGGAGAGUCCAUCUUAGGUGACUAGAGACCAGGAGAGAGGAGAGAGUCCAUCUUAGGUGGCUAGAGACCAGGAGAGAGGAGGAGAGUCCAUCUUAGGUGACUAGAGACCAGGAGAGAGUCCAUCUUAGGUGACUAGAGACCAGGAGAGAGUCCAUCUUAGGUGACUAGAGACCAGGAGAGAGGAGAGAGUCCAUCUUAGGUGACUAUAGGACCAGGAGAGAGGAGAGAGUCCAUCUUAGGUGGCUAGAGACCAGGAGAGAGGAGAGAGUCCAUCUUAGGUGGCUAGAGACCAGGAGAGAGGAGAGAGUCCAUCUUAGGUGACUAAAACCCAAAGGAGAGAGUCCAUCUUAGGUGACUAGAGACCAGGGGGAGAGGAGAGAGUCCAUCUUAGUGACUAGAGACCAAGAGAGAGGAGGGGAGUCCAUCUUAGGUGACUAGAGACCAAGAGAGAGUCCAUCUUAGGUGACUAGAGACCAGGGGAGAGUCAUCUUAGGUGGCUAGAGACCAGGAGAGAGGAGAGAGUCCAUUUUAGGUGACUAGAGACCAGGAGAGAGGAGAGAGUCCAUCUUAGGUGGCUAGAGACCAGGAGAGAGGGAGAGUCCAUCUUAGGUGGCUAGAGACCAGGAGAGAGGAGAGAGUCCAUUUAGGUGACUAGAGACCAGGAGAGAGGAGAGAGUCCAUCUAGGGGGACUAGAGACCAGGAGAGAGUCCAUCUAGGUGACUAGAGAACAGGAGAGAGGAGAGAGUCAUCUUAGGUGACUAGAGACCAGGAGAGAGGAGGGGAGUCCAUCUUAGGUGAUAGAGACCAGGAGAGAGUCCAUCUUAGGUGACUAGAGACCGGGGAGAGAGGAGAGAGGUCCAUCUUAGGUGACUAGAGACCAGGAGAGAGUCCAUCUUAGGUGAAUAGAGACCAGGAGGAGAGGAGAGAGUCCAUCUUAGGUGACUAGAGACCAGGAGAGAGUCCAUCUUAGGUGACUAGAGACCGGGAGAGAGGGAGAGAGUCCAUCUUGGUGACUAGAGACCAGGAGAGAGUCCAUCUUAGGUGACUAGAGACCAGGGAGAGAGUCCAUCUUAGGUGGCUAGAGACCAGGAGAGAGGAGAGAGUCCAUCUUAGGUGACUAGGACCAAGAGAGAGGAGAGAGUCCAUCUUAGGUGGCUAGAGACCAGGAGAGAGGAGAGAGUCCAUCUUAGGUGGCUAGAGACGAAGAGAGAGGAGAGAGCCCAUCUUAGGUGGCUAGAGACCAGGAGAGAGGAGAGUCCAUCUUAGGUGGCAGAGACCAGGAGAGAGGGGAGAGUCCAUCUUAGGUGGCUAGAGACCAGGAGAGAGUCCAUCUUAGGUGACUAGAGACCAGGAGCGAGUCCAUCUUAGGUGACUAGAGACCAGGAGAGAGGAGAGAGUCCAUCUUAGGGUGGCUAGAGACCAGGAGAGAGGAGAGAGUCCAUCUUAGGUGGCUAGAGACCAGGAGAGAGUCCAUCUUAGGUGACUAGAGACCAGGAGAGAGUCCAUCUUAGGUGACUAGAGACCAGGAGAGAGGAGAGAGUCCAUCUUAGGUGACUAGAGACCAGGAGAGAGUCCAUCUUAGGUGACUAGAGACCAGGAGAGAGGAGAGAGUCCAUCUUAGGUGACUAGAGACCAAGAGAGAGGAGAGAGUCCAUCUUAGGUGACUAGAGACCAGGAGAGAGGAGAGAGUCCAUCUUAGGUGACUAGAGACCAAGAGAGAGGAGAGAGUCCAUCUUAGGUGACUAGAGACCAGGAGAGAGUCCAUCUUAGGUGACUAGAGACCAGGAGAGAGUCCAUCUUAGGUGACUAGAGACCAGGAGAGAGGAGAGAGUCCAUCUUAGGUGACUAGAGACCAGGAGAGAGGAGAGAGUCCAUCUUAGGUGACUAGAGACCAGGAGAGAGUCCAUCUUAGGUGACUAGAGACCAGGAGAGAGGAGAGAGUCCAUCUUAGGUGACUAGAGACCAGGAGAGAGGAGAGAGUCCAUCUUAGGUGACUAGAGACGAGGAGAGAGUCCAUCUUAGGUGACUAGAGACCAGGAGAGAGUCCAUCUUAGGUGACUAGAGACCAGGAGAGAGUCCAUCUUAGGUGACUAGAGACCAGGAGAGAGGAGAGAGUCCAUCUUAGGUGACUAGAGACCAGGAGAGAGUCCAUCUUAGGUGACUAGAGACCAGGAGAGAGGAGAGAGUCCAUCUUAGGUGACUAGAGACCAGGAGAGAGUCCAUCUUGGGUGACUAGAGACCAGGAGAGAGUCCAUCUUAGGUGACUAGAGACCAGGAGAGAGGAGAGAGUCCAUCUUAGGUGACUAGAGACCAGGAGAGAGGAGAGAGUCCAUCUUAGGUGACUAGAGACCAGGAGAGAGGAGAGAGUCCAUCUUAGGUGACUAGAGACCAGGAGAGAGUCCAUCUUAGGUGACUAGAGACCAGGAGAGAGGAGAGAGUCCAUCUUAGGUGACUAGAGACCAGGAGAGAGUCCAUCUUAGGUGACUAGAGACCAGGAGAGAGGAGAGAGUCCAUCUUAGGUGACUAGAGACCAGGAGAGAGUCCAUCUUGGGUGACUAGAGACCAGGAGAGAGUCCAUCUUGGGUGACUAGAGACCAGGAGAGAGGAGAGAGUCCAUCUUAGGUGACUAGAGACCAGGAGAGAGUCCAUCUUGGGUGACUAGAGACCAGGAGAGAGGAGAGAGUCCAUCUUAGGUGACUAGAGACCAGGAGAGAGGAGAGAGUCCAUCUUGGGUGACUAGAGACCAGGAGAGAGGAGAGAGUCCAUCUUAGGUGACUAGAGACCAGGAGAGAUGGGAGGGAGUCCAUCUUAGGUGACUAGAGACCAGGAGAGAGGAGAGAGUCCAUCUUAGGUGACUAGAGACCCGGAGAGAGUCCAUCUUAGGUGACUAGAGACCAGGAGAGAGGAGCGAGUCCAUCUUAGGUGACUAGAGACCAGGAGAGAGUCCAUCUUGGGUGACUAGAGACAGGAGAGAGGAGAGAGUCCAUCUUAGGUUGACUAGAGAACCAGGAGAGAGUCCAUCUUGGGUGACUAGAGACCAGGAGAGAGUCCAUCUUAGGUGACUAGAGACAGGAGAGAGGAAGAGUCCAUCUUAGGUGACUAGAGACAGGAGAGAGUCCAUCUUAGGUGACUAGAGACCAGGAGAGAGGAGAGAGUCCAUCUUGGGUGACUAGAGACCAGGAGAGAGGAGAGAGUUCCAUCUUAGGUGACUAGAGACCAGGAGAGAGUCCAUCUUAGGUGACUAGAGACCAGGAGAGAGUCCAUCUUAGGUGGCUAGAGACCAGGAGAGAGGAGAGAGUCCAUCUUAGGUGACUAGAGACGAGGGAGAGAGUCCAUCUUAGUGGACUAGAGGACCAGGAGAGAGGAGAGAGUCCAUCUUAGGUGACUAGAGACGAGGAGAGAGUCCAUCUUAGGUGGCUAGAGACCAGGAGGAGGGAGAGAGUCCCAUCUUAGGUGGUAGAGACGAGGAGAGAGUCCAUCUGAGGUGGCUAGAGACGAGGAGAGGGAGAGUCCAUCUUAGGUGACUAGAGACAGGAGAGAGGAGAGAGUCCAUCUUAGGUGGCUAGAGACCAGGAGAGAGGAGAGAGUCCCAUCUUAGGUGGCUAGAGACCAGGAGAGAGGAGAGAGUCCAUCUUAGGUGACUAGAGACGAGGGAGGCUAGGGAGGGAGAGGUCCAUCUUAGGUUGACUGAGAGACCAGGAGAGAGGAGAGGAGUCCAUCUUAGGUGAUAGAGGACCAGGAGAAAGAGGAGAGAGUCCAUCUUAGGUGGCUAGAGACCAGGGAGGAGAGGAAGGGAGAGUCCAUCUUAGGUGGCUAGAGACCAGGAGAGAGUCCAUCUUAGGUGACUAGAGACCAGGAGAGAGGAGAGAGUCAAUGAAUGUCAGCCCAUCCACUAAGCACUUCUUAAGGAGUGGAUGACCUGUGAAGUGUGUGUAUUGAUGUACAGUUAAUGGGCAAGUGUGUGUGUGUGUGUGUGUUUAUAGGAGUGAUUAGCAGGAUUAGUGCUGUGUGUGUGUUUUACGCCCCUCUAUGGUUCCAUGUGUGUUCCUUGUCAGGCGUGGGAGAACCACCUGCGGAGGAACCGUUCUAUCGUGGUGGAUCUGUUCCACGGCCAGCUCAAGUCCCAGGUCAAGUGCAAGACGUGUGGCCACAUCAGCGCCCGCUUUGACCCCUUCAACUUCCUGUCUUUACCCCUCCCGAUGGACAGCUCCAUGCACCUGGAGAUCACUGGUGAGGACUGGGAUCUAAAUACCCUGAUGAGGGGGGGGCAGGUCCCUGGAAAGGGGUGGGAGGGUUUGAUCUCUAUGGACCAGAUUGCCGGUUGGUUAGUUGGUUUUGGUUUUAAUUGACCUGAACCGUUUGCCAGAGGAGAGUUUUUUUAUGAUUUUUCCUGCGCACUUCCUUACCCUGGAAUGGUGCGGGUCCAUGAUAGAAGGCAAGCGGCAGCCAUUGGCCCGUUUCCCCAGACCUCAAAAGCAGCAAAUAAUAUCCUCAUAGACAAUAAUGAUCAAUAUACAUAUUUCUAUUAACUUCCUUGACCCUGUCUGUCUGUCUGUCUGUCUGUCAGUCAUUAUGCUGGAUGGUUCUACCCCUGUACGGUUCGGACUGAGGCUCAACAUGGAUGACAAGUACACCGGUCUGAAGAAACAGCUGGGUGAACUGUGUAGGCUGAAGCCUGACCAGAUACUACUGGCAGAGGUCCACACCUCCAACAUCAAGGUACACACACACUGAUGCACACACACGCACACACGCGCACACACACACACACACACACACACACACACACACACACACACACACACACACACACACACUGAUGCACACACACACACACACUGAUGCGCACACACACACACACACACUGAUACACACGCACACACACACACUGAUACACACACACUGAUGCACACACACACACACACACACACACUGAUGCGCACUGAUGCACACACACACACACUGAUGCGCACACACACACUGAUACACACACACUGAUGCACACACACACACACACACUGAUGCGCACAUACACACACACACAAUAGUACAAUACAGAGAGAAGCAAUAGUAGUAAUUGUGUGUUGUGUGCUAUAGAACUUCCCUCAGGAUAACCAGAAGGUGCGUCUGUCAGUGAACGGCUUCCUGUGUGCGUUUGAGAUCCCUGUGCCAGGCUCCCUCACCUCCCUCACCUCUGCAACACAGACAGGUGAGAACCUCCUACACUAGAGGUUGGCAGAAUGUAACAUGGUGGUUCUAGAGGUUGGCAGAAUGUAACAUGGUGGUUCUAGAGGUUGGCAGAAUGUAAUACAUGGUGGUUCUAGAGGUUGGCAGAAUGUAACAUGGUGGUUCUAGAGGUUGGCAGAAUGUAACAUGGUGGUUCUAGAGGUUGGCAGAAUGUAACAUGGUGGUUCUAGAGGUUGGCAGAAUGUAAUACAUGGUGGUUCUAGAGGUUGGCAGAAUGUAACAUGGUGGUUCUAGAGGUUGGCAGAAUGUAAUACAUGGUGGUUCUAGAGGUUGGCAGAAUGUAACAUGGUGGUUCUAGAGGUUGGCAGAAUGUAACAUGGUGGUUCUAGAGGUUGGCAGAAUGUAACAUGGUGGUUCUAGAGGUUGGCAGAAUGUAACAUGGUGGUUCUAGAGGUUGGCAGAAUGUAAUACAUGGUGGUUCUAGAGGUUGGCAGAAUGUAAUACAUGGUGGCAGUGGUGGGAAUUGUUGGACCCUACUGUGGCUGAAGUGACCAGAGCUGCCACCUGCCUUACAGACAGAAACACAUUAUAACUGGUUGAGAAGCUUUUUGACUGUACCUCUCCUUAUGACCAUAACCCUACCAUACUCCUCACAGUCCCAUGAAAUACCAACUCACUGUUUCCAGAAGGCUCUCUGACAUGUCCAUCUGUAACACUAGUUCUCUCUCUCUGACACCUCUCCAGACAUCACCCCUGUGCCCAUGGCUAAUGGUGUGGCGGUGGCAGCUAAAGGGCAUCCUGCCGGUAAGCCUGGUCUGAUCUCCAACGGCAUGCCCAGCACUGUGGUGCCCUACGGACAAACCACAGAGAGAGGCCUGGUCAAUGGAGGGGUGGGGGUGCCCAACGGACACGUGUCCCCCGUCCAGGACAGCCCCUUCAUCGGGUACAUCAUCGCCAUGCACAGGAAGAUGGUGGGUACCACAGAAUCAAAUAUUUUAUAGAAUAAAUGAAUUAGAAUGUUAUAUGUACACUCACUGGCCAGUUUAUUAGGUACUCCAGAACAACCUGAAUUAUUCGGGGCAUUCUACAAGGUGUCGGAAACGUUUCACAAGGAUGUUGGUCCGUGCUGACGCGAUGGCGUCACGCAGUUGCUGCAGAUUGGACGGCGGUACAUUCACGCUGCGAACAGCCCGUUCCAUCUCAUCCCAAAGAUGCUCUAUUGGGUUGAGGUCUGGGGACUGCGCAGGCCACUCAAGUAAACAGAACUCGCUGUCAUGUUCCAGGCGAUGUUUUUCCACUCCUCAGUUGUCCAGUGUUGGUGAUCGCGUGCCCACUGGAGCCGCUUCUUCUUGUUUUUAGCUGAUAGGAGUUGAACCCGCUGUGGUCGUCCGCUGCAAUAGCCCAUCCGUGACGAGGACCGACGAGUUGUGCGUUCCGAGAUGCCGUUCUACACACCACUGUUGUACUGCGCCGUUAUUUGCCUGUUUGGUGCAAUCUAACAGGCGGGCCACAUUCUUGCCAUUCUCCCCCGACUUCUCUCAUCAACGAGCUGUUUUCGCCCGCAGGACUGCUGCUGACUGAAUGUUUAUUUGUUUGCGACACCAUUCUCGGUAAAACGCUAGACACUGUCGUGCGUGAAAAGCCCAGGAGGGGCGGCCGUUUCUGAGAUACUGGACCACGAUCAGUUGGUUAGGACACUCAUUUUCUCCAUACUAAUGUGCAGUCAAACAGUAGCUGAAUGCCUCGAUGCCUGUCUGCCUGCUUUAUAUAACAGGCCACGUGACUCACUCUCGGUAGGAGCGUUCCAUUUUCGUGAACGGGGUGGUGAACCUAAUAAAAUAAUAUACAGUGCCUUCUGAAAGUAUUCACACCCCUUGACUUUUACCACAUUUUGUUGUGUUACACCCUCAAAGGUGUCAAAGUGGAAUUAUGUUUUUCAAAACGUUAACAAAUUAAUAAAAAAUGAAAAGCUGAAAUGUCUUGGUUAUGGCAAGCCUAAAUAACUUCAGGAGUAAACAUUAGCUUAACAAGUCACAUAAUAAGUUGCAUGGACUCUGUGUGCAUUAAUAGUGUUUAACGUAAUUUUUAAAUGACUACCUCAUCUCUGUACCCAACACAUACAAUUAUCUGUAAGGUCCCACAGUCAAGCAGUGAAUUUCAAACACAGAUUCAACCACAAAGAGCAGGCAGGUUUUCCAAUGCCUCACAAAGAAGAUGGGUAAAAAAAAAAAGCAGACAUUGAAUAUCCCUUUGAGCAUGGUGAAAUUAUUAAUUACACUUUGGAUGGUGUAUCAAUACACCCAGUCACUACAAAGAUACAGACAUCCUUCCUAACUUGGUUGUCCUGAAUACAAAGUGUUACGUUUGGGGCAAAUCCAAUACUACACAUUACUGAGUACCACUCUCCAUCUUUUCAAGCAUAGUGCUGGCUGCAUCAUGUUAUGGGUAUGCUUGUAAUCGUUAAGGACUGGGGAGUUUUUCAGGAUAAAAAAUAAACUGAAUGGAGCUAAGCACAGGCAAAAUCCUAGAGGAAAACCUGGUUCAGUCUGCUUUGCACCAGACACUGGGAGAUGAAUUCAGCUUUCAGCAGGACAAUAACCUAAAAUACACAAGGCCAAAUCUACAGUUUAUGCUUACCAAGAAGACAGUGAAUGUUCCUGAAUGGCCAAGUUACAGUUUGACUUAAAUCUACUUGAAAAUCUAUUGCAAGACCUGAAAAUGGUUGUCUAGCAAUGAUCAACAACCAAUUUGACAGAGCUUGAAGAAUUUUUUGAAAAUAAUUAUGGGCAAAUGUUGCACAAUCCAGGUGUGGAAAGCUCUAAGAGACUUACCCAGAAAGACUCACAGCUGUAAUCGCUGCCAAAGGUGCUUCUACAAAGUAUUGAGUCAGUGGUGUGAAUAAUUACAUAAAUAUCUAAUUUACAUAUGUCAUUUUCUGUAAAUUAGUAAACAAUUCUAAAACCAUGUUUUAAUUUUGUCAUUAUGGGGUAUUGUGUGUAGAUUAAAAACAAUUUAAUACCUUUUGAAUUCAGGCUGUAACACAUCAAAAUGUGGAAUAAGUAAAGGGGUAUGAAUACUUUCUGAAGCCUCUGUGUUUGUGUGCGUGUGUAUACACAGUGCAUUCGGAAAGUAUUCAGACCCCUUCACUUUUUCCACAUUUUGUUACGUUACAGCCUUAUUCUAAAAUGGAUUACAUCGUUUUGUUCCCCCUCAUCAAUCUACACACAAUACCCCAUAAUGACAAAGCAAAAACAGUUUUUUAGAAAUGUUUUCAAAUGUAUAAACAUUUAAAAAUCCUGAAAAUCCCAUUUCCAUAAAUAUUCAGACCCUUUACUCAGUACUUUGUUGACGCACCUUUGGCAGCGAUCACAGCCUCGAGUCUUCUUGGGUAUGACGCUACAAGUUUGGCACACCUGUAUUUGGGGAGUUUCUCCCAUUCUUCUCUGCAGAUCCUCUCAAGCUCUGUCAGGUUGGAUGGGGAGCGUCGCUGCACAGCUAUUUUCAGGUCUCUCUAGAGAUGUUCGAUGGGGUUCAAAUCCGGGCUCUGGCUGGGCUACUCAAGGACAUUCAGAGACUUGUCCCGAAGCCACUCCUGCGUUAUCUUGGCUGUGUACUUAGGGUUGUUGUCCUCUUGGAAGGUGAACCUUCGCCCCAGUCUGAGGUCCUGAGCGCUCUGGAGCAGGUUUUCUUCAAGGAUCUCUCUAUACUUUGCUCUAGUCAGGAUUGAGGGAAAGAUGAACAGUCUCCCAGUCCCUGCCACUGAAAAACAUCCCCACAGCAUGAUGCUGCCACCACCAUGCUUCACCGUAGCAAUGGUAUUGGCCAGGUGAUGAGCGGUACCUGGUUUCCUCCAAAUGUGACGCUUGGCAUUCAGGCCAAAGAGUUCAAUCUUGGUUUCAUCAGACCAGAGAAUCUUGUUUCUCAUGGUCUGAGAGUCUUUAGGUGUCUUUCGGCAAACUCCAAGCGGGCUGUCAUGUGCCUUUUACUGAGGAGUGGCUUCCGUCUGGCCACUCUACCAUAAAGGCCUGAUUGGUGGAGUGCUGCAGAGAUGGUUAUCCUUCUGGAAGGUUCUCCCAUCUAAACAGAGGAACUCUAGAGCUCUGUCAGAGUGCCAUUGGGUUCUUGGUCACCUCCCUGACCAAGGCCCUUCUCCCCAAAUCAAAUCAAAUUGUAUUUGUCACAUGCACCGAAUACAACAGUGAAAUGCUUACUUACAAGCCCUUAACCAACAAUGCAGUUCAAGAAAUAGAGUUAAAUAUUUACUAAAUAAACUAAAGUAAAAACGUUUUUAAAGCAACACAAUAAAAUAACAAUAACAAGGCUAUAUACAGGGGGUACCGGUACCGAGUCAAUGUGCGGGGAUACAGGUUAGUCAAGGUAAUUUGUACAUGUAGGUAGGGGUAAAGUGACUAUGCAAAGAUAAUAAACAGCGAGUAGCAGCAGUGUAAAAACAAAGGGGGGGGGGGGGGGGGGGUGAUGUAAAUAGUCUGGGUGGCCAAUUGAUUAAUUGUUCAGCAGUCUUAUGGCUUGGGGGUAGAAGCUGUUAAGGAGCCUUUUGGUCCUAGACUUGGCGCUCCGGUACCGCUUGCCGUGGGGUAGCAGAGAGAACGGUCAAUGCCUUGGGUGACUGGAGUCUUUGACAAUUUUUAGGGUCUUCCUCUGACACCGCCUGGUAUAGAGGUCCUGGAUGGCAGGAAGCUUGGCCCCAGUGAUGUACUGGGCCGUACGCACUACCCUCUGUAGUGCCUUGUGGUCAGAGGCCGAGCAUUUGCCAUACCAGGCAGUGAUGCAACCGGUCAGGAUGCUCUCGAUGGUGCAGCUGUAUAACUUGUUGAGGAUCUGGGGACCCAUGCCAAAUCUUUUCAGUCUCCUGAUGGGGAAAAGGUGUUGUCGUGCCCUCUUCACGACUGUCUUGGUGUUUUUGGACCAUGAUAGUUCGUUGGUGAUGUGAACACCAAGGAACUUGAAACUCUCUACCCACUCCAUCACAGCCCCGUCGAUGUUAAUGGGGGCCUGUUCGACCCGCCUUUUCCUGUAGUCCACGAUCAGCUCCUUUAUCUUGCUCACAUUUUAGGGAGACAUUGUUGUCCUGGCACCACACUGCCAGAUCUCUGACCACCUCCCUAUAGGCUGUCUCAUCGUUGUCGGUGAUUAGUUUGGCCGGGCGGCCAGCUCUAGGAAGAAUCUUGGUGGUUCCAAACUUCUUCCAUUUAAGAAUGAUGGAGGCCACUGUGUUCUUGGGGACCUUCAAUUCUUCAGAAAUGUUUUGGUACCCUUGUCCAGAUCUGUGCCUCGACACAAUCCUGUCUCGGACCUCUACGGUCAAUUCCUUCGACCUCAUGGAUUGUUUUUUGCUCUGACAUGCACUGUCAAAUGUGGGGCCUUUUAUAUAGACAGGUGUGUGCCUUUCCAAAUCAUGUCCAAUCAAUUGAAUUUAACACAGGUGGAAAAAGUCAAGGGGUCUGAAUGCUUUUUGAAGUCACUGUGUGUGUAUAUAUACACAGUACCAGUCAAAGGUUUGGACACCUACUCAUUCCAGGGUUUUUCUUUAUUUUUACUAUUUUCUACAUUGUAGAAUAAUAGUGAAGACAUCAAAACUGUGAAAUAAGACAUGGAAUCAUGUAGGAACCAUGAAAGUGUUAAACAAGUUAAAAUAUAUUUUAUAUUUGAGAUUCUUCAAAGUAGACACCCUUUGCCUUGAUGACAGCUUUGCACACUCUUGGCAUUCUCUCAACCAGCUUCAUGAGGUAGUCACCUGGAAUGCAUUUCAAUUAACAGGUGUGCCUUGUUAAAAGUUAAUUUGUGGAAUUUCUUUCCUUCAUGUGUUUGAGCCAAUCAGUUGUGACAAGGUAGGGGUGGUAUACAGAAGAUAGCCCUAUUUGGUAAGAGACCAAGUCCAUAUUAUGGCAAGAACAGCUCAAAUAAGCAAAGAGAAACGACAGUCCAUCAUUACUUUAAGACAUGAAGGUCAGUCAAUCCGGAAAAUGUCAAGAACUUUGAACGUUUAUUCAAGUGUAGUCGCAAAAACCAUCAAGCGCUAUGAUGAAACUGGUUCUCUUGAGGAACACACAGGCAAGGAAGACCCAGAGUUACCUCUGCUGCAGAGGAUAAGUUCAUUAGAGUUUCCAGCCUCCAAUAUCGGCAAUUAACUGCACCUCAGAUUGCAGCCCAAAUAAAUGCUUCACAGAGUUCCAGUCACAAACACAUCUCAACAUCAACUGUUCAGAGGGGACUGUGUGAAUCAGGCCUUCAUUGUCGAAUUGCUGCAAAGAAACCACUACUAAAGGACUCCAAUAAGAAGAAGAGACCUGCUUGGGCCAAGAAACACGAGCAAUGGACAUUAGACUGGUGGAAAUCUGUUCUUUGGUCUGAUGAGUCCAAAUUUGAGAUUUUUGGUUCCAACUGCCAUGUCUUUGUGAGACGCAGAGUAGGUGAACGGAUGAUCUCCGCAUGUGUGAUUCCCACCGUGAAGCAUGGAGGAGAUGGUGUGGGGGUGCUUUGCUGGUGACACUGUCUGUGAUUUAUUUAGAAUUCAAGGCACACUUAACCAGCAUGGCUACCACAGCAUUCUGCAGCAAUACGCCAUCCCAUCUGGUUUGCGCUUAGUGGGACUAUCAUUUGUUUUUCAACAGGACACUGACCCAAAACACACCUCCAGGCUGUGUAAGGGCUAUUUUACCAGGAAGGAGAGUGUUGGAGUGCUGCUUCAGAUGACCUGGCCUCCACGAUCACCCGACCUCAACCAAUUUGAGAUGGUUUGGGAUGAGUUGGACCGCAGAGUGAAGGAAAACAGCCAACAAGUGCUCAGCAUAUGUGGGGAACUCCUUCUAGACUGUUGGAAAAGCAUUCUAGGUGACUACCUCAUGAAGCUGGUUGAGAGAAUGCCAAGAGUGUGCAAAGCUGCCCUAGUGAUAUGUCUUUUUAGGAAGGACGUUGUCCAGGCCACUUUUGUCUGUUUUUAGAUUAUGAUGAUAUUAUAUCUACAGUCGUGGUCAAAAGUUUUGAGAAUGACACAAAUAUUAAGUCCAGCAAGCGCCAGGACCGUCUCCUAAAGUUGAUUCGCCUGCGGGAUCGGGGCACCACCAGUGCAGAGGUUGCUCAGGAAUGGCAGCAGGCAGGUGUGGGUGCAUCUGCACGCACAGUGAGGCAAAGACUUUUGGAGGAUGGCCUGGUGUCAAGAAGGGCAGCAAAGAAGCCACUUCUCUCCAGGAAAAACAUCAGGGACAGACUGAUAUUCUGCAAAAGGUACAGGGAUUGGACUGCUGAGGACUGGGGUAAAGUCAUUUUCUCUGAUGAAUCCCCUUUCCGAUUGUUUGGGGCAUCCGGAAAACACCUUGUCUGGAGAAGACAAGGUGAGCGCUACCAUCAGUCCUGUGUCAUGCCAACAGUAAAGCAUCCUGAGACCAUUCAUGUGUGGGGUUGCUUCUCAGCCAAGGGAGUGGGCUCACUCACAAUUUUGCAGAAGAACACAGCCAUGAAUAAAGAAUGGUACCAACACAUCCUCCAAGAGCAACUUCUCCCAACCAUCCAAGAACAGUUUGGUGACAACCAAUGCCUUUUCCAGCAUGAUGGAGCACCUUGCCAUAAGGCAAAAGUGAUAAGUGGCUCGGGGAACAAAACAUCAACAUUUUGGGUCCAUGGACAGGAAACUCCCCAGACCUUAAUCCCAUUGAGAACUUGUGGUUGAUCCUCAAGAGGCGGGUGGACAAACAAAAUCCCACAAAUUCGGACAAACUCCAAGCAUUGAUUAUGCCAGAAUGGGCUGCCAUCAGUCAGGAUGUGGCCCAGAAGUUAAUUGACAGCAUGCCAGGUCGGAUUGCAGAGGUCUUGAAAAAGAAGGGUCAACCCUGCAAAUAUUGACUCUUUGCAUAAACUUAAUGUAAUUGUCAAUAAAAGCCUUUGACACUUAUGGAAUGAUUGUAAUUAUACUUCAGUGUUACCAUAGUAACAUCUGACAAAAAUAUCUAAAAAUACUGAAGCAGCGAACUUUGUGAAGACCAAUACGACUGUACAUGCACGCAGCAGCUUCACACUGAAAUCUCUAGAUGCUGUUUUCCAUUGUGUCCUUAGAUUCAUGACUGGUGAUCAUUUUUAGAACGCACCAUUGUAUCAAACGGUGGGUUGAGCCUCUCUGUCUGUAAGAAGAUGGCAGCAUUCCCUUCUGUUUAUUUACAAAGCGUGUAGCAAGGGAGUCUCAGGCGUGGAUGUGUUGCAGGGGGGGGUUCAGGCGUGGAUGUGUUGCAGGGGGGGGCUCAGGCGUGGAUGUGUUGCAGGGGGGGCUCAGUGCGUGGAUGUGUUGCAGGGAGGCUCAGGCGUGGAUGUGUUGCAGGGGGGGGCUCAGGCGUGGAUGUGUUGCAGGGGAGGGGCUCAGGCGUGGAUGUGUUGCAGGGGAGUCUCAGGCGUGGAUGUGUUGCAGGGGGGGGGCUCAGGCGUGGAUGUGUUGCAGGGGGGGGCUCAGGCGUGGAUGUGUUGCAGGGGGGGUUCAGGCGUGGAUGUGUUGCAGGGGGGGCUCAGGCGUGGAUGUGUUGCAGGGGAGGCUCAGGCGUGGAUGUGUUGCAGGGGGGGGCUCAGGCGUGGAUGUGUUGCAGGGGAGUCUCAGGCGUGGAUGUGUUGCAGGGGAGGCUCAGGCGUGGAUGUGUUGCAGCAGAGGCUCAGGCGUGGAUGUGUUGCAGGGGGGGGGCUCAGGCGUGGAUGUGUUGCAGGGGAGGCUCAGGCGUGGAUGUGUUGCAGGGGAGGCUCAGUGCGUGGAUGUGUUGCAGGGGAGUCUCAGUGCGUGGAUGUGUUGCAGGGGGGGGGGCUCAGGCGUGGAUGUGUUGCAGGGGAGGCUCAGUGCGUGGAUGUGUUGCAGGGGGGGUUCAGGCGUGGAUAUGUUGCAGGGAGGCUCAGGCGUGGAUGUGUUGCAGGGGAGGCUCAGGCUUGUUGCAGGGGAGACUCAGGCUUGAAAACAUUAGUGGGGGUGCACUAAGUGAAGGUUGGGUUUGUUUUUAUGAUCAUUAUUUUAUCAUUUAGUAUUUUAUUGUGUUUUGUAUUGAUGUGUGUGUUUUGUAUUGAUGUGUGUGUUUUGUAUUGUGCAGGGCACAUUUGAAAAAGAGACUUGGGCUCAAUAUGACACCCUGUUAAAAUAAAAUCUAUAGAAAGAGUAAUUAAAAGUUCCUAAUAAGGAGAGGAUAGUUGCAAUGAGGAAAUACAUUUAGGAACUUGGGCAUGAGGCGCUGGGUGAACUUGAGUAUUAACUGGUGAAUACUUUUAGAGGUCUCUGGCCCCCUUCCUCAUGUUUGAUCCUGGAGGUUCGUGGUUCUGACUGUUUUCAUUCCUGUGUGUCCUCCUGUAGAUGCGGACGGAGUUAUAUUUCCUGUCCAGUCAGAAGAACCGUGCCAGUCUGUUCGGGAUGCCUCUGAUCGUUCCCUGUACGGUCCACACCAGUAAGAAGGACCUGUAUGAUGCUGUCUGGAUACAGGUGGCACGUCUGGCCAGCCCUCUGCCCCCGCAGGAGGCCAGCAACCACGCACAGGACUGGUCAGUACCACACACACACACACACACACACACACACACACACACACACACACACACACACACACACACACACCACACACACACACACACACACACACACACACACACACACAUACACACAUACACAUACACAUACACACACACACACACACACACACACACACACACACACACACACAGGACUAGUCAGACACACACGCUGCACCGCAUCUCUCACACACAUACACACACACACACACACACACACACACACAUACACACACACACACACACACACAGGGCUAGUCGGCAAGUCUCCCCUUGAUUGACUGAACAGGGCUAUUCAGGAAGUUUCCAACUGACGGGAAGGUUAUCUUGAUUUGAAGGUAAUUUUUAUUGACUGAAGGUGAUUAUCGUUUAUAGGUUGUUUAAUAAUGUUGUGUCUAUUAUUCCCCCUACUACAGUGAUGACAGUAUGGGCUACCAGUACCCCUUCACACUGAGAGUGGUAGGGAAGGACGGUACCUCAUGUGCCUGGUGUCCCUGGUACAGGUGAGGCCUCCUCCAUCAUCAUCAUCAUCAUCAUCAUCAAAACACACACUUCUCUUCUAUUACAGUAUCCACUGCAUGUGUAUGGGGAAACGGCGUGUGUAGGGGAAACGGCGUGUGUAGGGGAAACGGCGUGUGUAGGGGGAAACGGCGUGUGUAGGGGAAACGGCGUGUGUAGGGGAAACGGCGUGUGUAGGGGAAACGGCGUGUGUAGGGGAAACGGCGUGUGUAGGGGGAAACGGCGUGUGUAGGGGGAAACGGCGUGUGUAGGGGGAAACGGCGUGUGUAGGGGGAAACGGCGUGUGUAGGGGGAAACGGCGUGUGUAGGGGAAACGGCGUGUGUAUGGGGAAACGGCGUGUGUAGGGGGAAACGGCGUGUGUAGGGGGAAACGGCGUGUGUAUGGGGAAACGGCGUGUGUAUGGGGAAACGGCGUGUUUAGGGGAAACGGUGUGUGUAGUGGGAAACGGCGUGUGUAGGGGAAACGGCGUGUGUAUGGGGAAACGGCGUGUGUAGGGGAAACGGCGUGUGUAGGGGAAACGGCGUGUGUUUUUGUACCGUCUCUGUGCUUCUGCUCAUGUGUGUGUGUGUGUGUGUGUGACUGUGUGUUCAGGUUCUGUCGAGGCUGUGCGGUGGACUGUACGGAGGACAGGGCCUCGGUAGGAAACGCUUGCAUAGCUGUGGACUGGGACCCGACAGCCCUACACCUGCGCUACCAGACCUCACAGGAGAGGGUAAUGUACACUCACCACCCCGUUCACCAAAAUGGUUCGCUCCUACAGACAGAGAGUCACGUGGUCGUGGCUUUCUAUAUAAAGCAGGCAGAACGGCAUCGAGGCAUUCAGUUACUGUUUGAUUGAAUGUUAGAAUGGACAAAACAAGUGACGUAAGUGACUUUGAGCGUUGUGUGAUCGCCGGUGCCAGGCGCGCCGGAUCCAGUAUCUCAGAAACGGCCGUCCUCCUGAGGCUUUUCACGUACGACAGUGUCUAGCGUUUUACCGAGAAUGGUGUCGCAAACAAAUAAACAUUCAGUCAGCAGCAGUCCUGUGGGCGAAAAACCGCUCGUUGAUGAGAGAGGUCGAAGGAGAAUGGCAAGAAUCGUGCAAGCUAACAGGCGGGCCGCAAACAGACAAAUAACGGCGCAGUACAACAGUGGUGUGCAGAACGGCAUCUGGGAACGCACAACUCGUCGGUCCUCGUCACGGAUGUGGCUAUUGCAGCGGACGACCACACCGGGUUCCACUCCUAUCAGCUAAAAACAAGAAGAAGCGCGGCUCCAGUGGGCACGCGAUCACCAACACUGGACAAUUUGAGGAGUGGAAAAACAUUGCCUCGUUCCGACGAAUCCCGGUUCCUGUUCUGUCAUGCUGACGGCAGAGUCAGGAUUUGGUGUAAGCAGCAUGAGUCCAUGGACCCAUCCUGCCUGGUGUCAACGGGUACAGGCUGGUGGCGGUGGUGGUGUAAUGGUGUAUGUGGAAUGUUUUCCUGGCACACGUUAGGUCCCUCGAUUAGCAAUUGAGCAACAGUUGAACGCCACACCUUGUAGAAUCCAUUCCCUGAAGAAUUCGGGCUGUUCUGGAGGAAAAGGUGGAUCCGACCCGGUACUAGAUGUGUGUACCUAAAUAAACUGAGUGUAUAUCAUGUAGAAUAUCCUACAGCCCUAUACCUCUGCUACCAGACCUCACAGGAGAAGGUCAUAUACAUCAUAUCAUAUAGUAUAUCCAUUACAAUCUAUACAUACUGGAACCGUACAGGCCUGCACCUCCCCUUACCACACAGGAGAGGGUGAGUCUUCAGAUCCAAGAGGAGAAGAUGACAUACACACAUCCAGGUGCUGGAGAUAUGUUGAGCUUUACCCGUAUCAGAUCACAUCCCCUGGCUCUGAUCUGUCACAAGCCCGUCUCUAUCUGGUUAUCGGUCCCUUCUAACCCCCUUCUCCCGGUGUCUAUCUCUCUCUCUCGCUAGAUAGUGGAGGAGCACUGCAGUGUGCAGCAGAGUCGCAGGGCCCAGGCUGAACCCAUCAGUCUGGACAGCUGUCUGAAGGCCUUCACCAGCGAGGAAGAGCUGGGAGAGGAUGAGCUCUACUACUGCUCC